AUGGAUAUUGAUGUUGAGCUGGACCAAAUCUUGUCAAAUGUCCUCUCCCUGGAAGAAGACUACCCUUUGCCACAGUAUGAAUACAAUAAAAAUGGCUUCACUAAUGUUCUCAGGGAAUUACUUGACAUUUUUCCAUCAGAGCAAAGUAAAGUGCCUAUGCUCUACUCAGGGAUUCUACAACAGAAUCAUGUGGAUUCCUGCACAUUCUCUGGAAUCCCACAUGAAACAAGAUUAAACCAAAGUUUGGAAUCUAAGAACCCAGAAUAUUAUAUGAAUAAAACCCAAGGGACUUACAAGGGCAUCAAAAGUAAGUUAAUACAGUUAGCUAUAUAUAGAAUUCAUUAUAAAAAUGUGUUUUUACAUACUUAGUGUUUGGUAGGAGGGUUAUAAAAAUAACGUGUUUAUAAAUGUCUAGAAAAACACUUAUUCGGUUUUAGUUUCAUAUAUAUUAACAUUAUCAAAUUGACUAUUACUUUGAAGCGUUCAAGUAUUAGUUUGUUGUAUAAACUAUUUUUUUCUGAUUUUCCUGUAUUUAUAUGUAUAUUUUGAUUUAUUUUUUGCUCUUAAGGAAAUUGUUGAAAACAUAUGUUUAACUAUUUUUUAUUUUGAAAAAAGAUUAUAAAUGGUCAACUCACUUAACUUACAUCGGUCAUGUCUGCAUUACUUCUAUAUCCUAUAGACUGUAAGCUCGUUUGAGCACGGUCCUCUUCAACCUAUCGUUCCUGUAAGUUUAUUUGUAAUUUUCCUAUUUAUAGUUAAAUCCUCCCCUCUCAUAAUAUUGUAAAACGCUAUGGAAUCUGUUGGCGCUAUAUAAAUGGUGAUGAUAAUAAUCAACCAGUUAAUUGAUCAGAUCGUUAUACACUGAGAUUUGUUAGUUCUGGAAAAGAAAGUUUUGCUUAGACCACGUCUGUCUUAAAACAAAUGAUUCUAUACAACUCUACAUUUAUUUUCUUUGCUUAAUCUAUUCAGGGCCAUUGCAUGCAGAGCAGACAGAAGGAUGUAAAAGACAGAGGUGCAUGAAUGAUAUUUAUUUGCCAAUGGCCUCAAACAGAACGGUGAAAAGAACACAGUUCAGCAUGGAACAGACGGCAUACUUGCUAAAUCAGUUUGAACUGGAUCCUUAUCCAGACUUUGUAAGAAGAUGUCAAAUUGCAAAUUUAGCCGGAAUCCCUGAACCAAGGAUACAGGUAAUUUUUUUUCCAAGUGUCAUUUUAUAUGUAUAGAUAUAAAGUAAUAUAAUUAGAGUUCAAAGCAUGCAAAUUAUAUUAAACACCUUACCUCCCAAUCAUAUGUACCCAUCUUAUAACACAUGCAGAAAAGGAUUUAGUCCACAAAGCCCCACUUAUCAUCCAUUUUUUUCCCCAACGUUUGUUUUUACUAUUCAAAUUAAUUUCUCUUCCUGGGCUCUGCUUGCCCCAUCUUUAUUACUGAUCUCUGAAAAUGGCCAACUCCCAUUCCACAGGAGUUUUUGACUACUAGACUGAUUCUAUGUAGUUUAACCUACAGAGUGAGAGGAUUUAGAAUCAUUUUAAUAAGGGGCAACGUGUUUGGAAUUCAAAGUUAAAGGGACACUCCAGGACCCUAAUGCACUAUAGCUUCCUGUAGUGCUUUGUGUGAAUAGUCUUUGUAAUAUAAAAAAAGUACAGAUUUUAAUCGAAAUCAAUAAAAUCUUGCUACACCUCUCUGGCUGUCAGAUAACUGGUUCUGUGACUUCCUGUUUUUUAGCCCAAUGGAGCUAAACUCAGGAUGAACGCAACUGCUCAGAGCGCCUACCAUGCAAAUUCAUUGCGUAGCAUGGAAUUUCAUUGAGUAGCAUGGGCAGCUAUAGAAAGUCUGGCCUGGCAGGGUUUGCAAAGGCUUCAAACAAGAAGUUUGCAGAUUUUGCAAGUUGUCUUUAGAUAUAACCCCAAUACAAUCCUAAUUCAACGCUUCAUGGUUUGAAUAUAUAUAUGUACUAAACAUGUUUUUAUUUGGGCAGUGGAGUGUCCUGUUCAAAGUAAAUUUCCAAGUUUUAUCCUAUAAUAGCCAAAACUAGAGAGAGGACAGGGAUAUAAAGAUUCUCAAUUCAGAAUGCAUAAUUCAAAACAAAAAUGUUUUCUAAUGAGCAGACUAAACUUGCCCAGUAGAAUCUGCAACAUAUUUUUGAGAAUUACCAUAGUACGGAUGUUUUUGUAAGGGUUUAUAAAUAAAUUAGCCAUAUACUGAAUUAUCUUAAAUGUACUAAAACAUGUCAUUAUUUACAGGUUUGGUUUCAAAAUAGAAGAGCAAGACAUCUCAUGGAACCAAAGAACUACCGAAGCAACAUGAAAAGCCAUUGAACAUUAAAGUUUUUUUAUUUUUCUUCUAAAAACAUUUGACUUUAUCUGCACUUAAAGAUCAUAUCGGCACUUAACAAAAUUAUAGCAUAUUAAAUGAUAGAAGUGGUCAGUGUAAAAAUCUUAUUGCUAAAUACUACUUUCAAGUUAAUUUAUUUUUAUUUAGUUAUUCAUUUUUUUUUAAUUCUAUUUAUUGGUUCUAAUGAAUCCAUUCCAUUCUGGUACACUUGUAUGAUUCUCUGACCAUGUUACAUAACAUGCCUGCUUGUGAAACAAAUGUGAACUUGUCUUAAUAAAAUUGUCUAAACUAUAAAUUUUGUAUUUUUGUUUCCUCUCAUGACUUGAAAAAAAUACCUUUUAUAAGACAAAUGCUCUAAAGUUUAAGAACAUCGAGAUGAAGAUAAUGUAAACUAUUUCCAUAGAUGUUCAUUAGACUUGCAGAUUAGUUUUAUUCUGGGAGAUCAGCUGAAAUCCUAAUUUUGGAACUGCCAAAGGUCAGUAUCUAACUACGAAUGACUAACACAACAUCAGAAAGAGGGAAGAAGUGUAGAAGAGGCUGUAUUUUAAUUUUUAUUUAAUUUGGUUUUGUAUUUUGGUAGGGGCAAAUAGGCAGCUUAGUUUGCUAUGAUGGACAAGAGGUCUGCCCAGUAAUGUGGCUGGAUCUUUGGUCCAAUGAAGAGGUGGGAAACAAAAGAUGACUGAUUGGAUAGGGGACAGCCAGUAAAUGUUGACUAAUGCUCAGGUGACAACUAACCAAUGCAGAGGAUAAAGGCGAAGCAGUAAAACAAACUAGAAGAACGUUUCCCAUUCACUUUGACUGCAUAGAUGGCACGAGUCUUGUGGUUGUGGUUAGUGCAGUGUCCUACUUUAACCCCUUAAGGACACAACUUCUGGAAUAAACAGGAAUAAUGAGGGAAUAUAUCCAUAAAAAAAAAAUAGAAAAUCUUUUUAACACCAGCUUGGAAUCACCAUCCUUUUUUGUUUUUGACCUCCAUGUUUUUUAUGCUGGAACAGCAUGUGCCAUUUGUGCUUCCACUGGUAUUGCAGUUCAUUCUGGGAGGGGUUAUCCAAGAAGGUAUGAGUGGAGAGCACAUUAGAGACUAAUUUGUAUUCCUUCCACUACAGUUUUAACCUUUUCUGGUGUCCCUCUGCUGUAUGAGGGCUCAAAACGUGUGUUUUAUGCACUGGUCUCCAUGGGUAGAUCAACUGUCAGCCAAUACAGUGUAAUAUAACUAUUACAAUUGUGAAACAAGGAAUAUUUGAUACGUCAGCCUUUAAAAAACAAUAAAUACAUUUGCAUCACUUUAUAUUUUCAUUAUCUUAACAUUAACCCCUUAGUAUGCAUUUCUGCGGUGUUUGUGUUUAGCUGUAAUUUUCCUCUUACUCAUUUACUGUAUCCACACAUUUUAUAUACAGUUUUUCUCACCAUUAAAUGAUCUUUCUAAAGAUACCAUAAUUAACUUACUAUAAAAUGUUUUUCUAAAAUAUGAUGAAAAAAAUACUUUAUAACUUUGACCCCCAAAAUCUGUUACACAUCUACAACCGCCAAAAAAAAAGCCUGUGCUAAAUCUAUUCUAAAUUUUGAAAAUACCCAAUGUUAACAUAUUCUUAGCGGGGUUUUUUUGUUUUUUUGGUGGAAACUAUAGGGCGAUAAAUAAAAGUAGCACUUUGCUAUUUCCAAACCAUUUUUUUUUUCUUCAAAAGUUACAUUGUAACAUGAUCUGUCAGGAAUCCCUGAAUAACCCUUCACGUGUGUGUGUGUAUGUAUGUAUGUAUGUAUGUGUGUAUAUAUAUAUAUAUAUAUAUAUAUAUAUAUAUAUAUAUAUAUAUAUAUAUAUAAAAUAUAUAUAAAAAAAUUGUUUGGUAUUAAACUUAGGGUAUUUUGACUUUUUCAUGCAACCAUUUUACCACCAAUCUAUGCCAAAUUAAAAAAAUAUAUUUUUUUUUUCACACAAAACAAUUUAAGAAUACAUGUACUGAGAACUUUAAGUGUUACUGCCAAAGAACACCCCAAUAUGUGUUCAGCGACAUCUCCUGAGUACAGUGAUACCACCCAUAUAAAAACCAUCAAACCAUAUAUUUCUGAAAAGUAGACACCCUAGGGUAUUUUAUAUGGUGAAACAAAGAGGGGAGAAGAGUCUGCGCUAAACCAGAGAAGGAGCAGCAACCCUAUAAGGGAAUCCCUCAAGAAACCCUUUAAGAGACAGAAAAAUACAAAAAAGGGGGGGGUAAGGGCUGCGCUAAUAAAUAAUAAAUAUUGGAUAAAUAGGAUAUAAUCAAUAGACAAAGUUCGUCUAAAAAUGGAUUAAAAACAGUCUCACUGAUAUGUGAUGGUAUGGUAAUAGUCCUCAGGUGUUGAUCCGUCCGUGUGGUGGCAGAUAGUCCAUAUAUGUGGAAAUAAAAACAGAUAGAGAGCUUCCAAUAGUGAAAUAUAGUACGUCCAAAUGUGAUGUAUAAAUCAAGAGAAAAGUAUUCCACUCACAUUUGUUGGAGCUUGAACCAGCUCUAGGAGAAGAGGCACUUAGUGGUUUAAUCCCCACUAUCGGAUACACUUGAGUGAUGGGUCCGUCUGUCCGACUUUGGGUUUCCUUGGUGUAGGCUGGGACCUACUCAGAUGUGCGUAGUUCUUUGAUGCUGGGAAGAUAGGUCCGCCUCUCCAGUUUUGAAUAAUGGGUAUCCACGAAAUAUAUAAAACAGUAGAUAGUGCUCUCAGUUUGAACAGUAAAACUAUUUUGAAAUAAGUUAUACUUACAAGAAUAGAGCAGACAGAUACUGCUCUAUUACCACAGCGCUGGUGGAAUUAUCCCCACCUGAGGAUUUCUUUGUUAAUUAACUUUUAUUGAUUUAAAAUACACUUAUUAAAAUCAUUUAAUGGUUUUAAUAAGUGUAUUUUAAAUCAAUAAAAGUUAAUUUUGGUUAGCCUUUUAUACUAGGACCAAUCUUAUACUUAUUUUUAUUGUAUUUUAUACACUUUAACUACUCCUGGCACUCUCAUAUAUUGUUUUUAUACUAUAUUUUUUAUUUUUUAUUUAUAAUUAUAAAAAAAAAAAAAAAUUUUUAAAAACCCUAACCCUCAAGUGUAUCCCGUCCAAAGAAAUCCUCAGGUGGGGAUAAUUCCACCAGCGCUGUGGUAAUAGAGCAGUAUCUGUCUGCUCUAUUCUUGUAAGUAUAACUUAUUUCAAAAUAAUAGUUUUACUGUUCAAACUGAGAGCACUAUCUACUGUUUUAUAUAUUUCGUGGAUACCCAUUAUUCAAAACUGGAGAGGCGGACCUAUCUUCCCAGCAUCAAAGAACUACGCACAUCUGAGUAGGUCCCAGCCUACACCAAGGAAACCCAAAGUCGGACAGACGGACCCAUCACUCAAGUGUAUCCGAUAGUGGGGAUUAAACCACUAAGUGCCUCUUCUCCUAGAGCUGGUUCAAGCUCCAACAAAUGUGAGUGGAAUACUUUUCUCUUGAUUUAUACAUCACAUUUGGACGUACUAUAUUUCACUAUUGGAAGCUCUCUAUCUGUUUUUAUUUCCACAUAUAUGGACUAUCUGCCACCACACGGACGGAUCAACACCUGAGGACUAUUACCAUACCAUCACAUAUCAGUGAGACUGUUUUUAAUCCAUUUUUAGACGAACUUUGUCUAUUGAUUAUAUCCUAUUUAUCCAAUAUUUAUUAUUUAUUAGCGCAGCCCUUACCCCCCCUUUUUUUGUAUUUUAUAUGGUGGUAUUUUAACACUUUUCAUGCACUAACACAUAACAGGAACUGAUAAUCCAUGCCUAAAGUACAAUGUGAGAGGAAAAAUAAAAAAGACUACCCAAAAGUUUGACGAACACCCCAAUAUGUGUUCAGCAACAUCUCCUGAGUACAGUGAUACCACCCAUGUACAGGUGUCAGGUUCUCUGGGAGCUAAAAUACCUUAUUUGGAGGAUGCGCAUUCCAGUUUUCCAACUUGGAAUUUUCACAGCUGGUCAUCAUGCACCCAUGUCCUAUUUGAGAAAUUUUUUAAGCCAGCCAAUGUAAUUUACCUCCAUCAAACCAUAUAUUUUUGAAAAGUAGACACCCUAUGGUGUUUCAAAUGGUGGUAUUUUAACACUUUCCAUGCAUUAAUUCUACCAAAAGUCUUUGUGAGAAAAAUUACUACCCAAAAGUUUGACAUUGUACUUUGGGCAUUGAUUCUCAGUUCCUGUUAUUGCCAUUUAUGUAGCGCCAACAGGUUCCAUAGCACCUUACAAUAUUAUGAGAGGGGGGAUUUUACUAUAAAAAGAACAAUUAAAAGAAAACUUACAGGAACGAUAGGUUGAAGAGGACCCUGCUCAAACGAGCUUACAGUCUAUAGGAAGUGGGGUAUAAAACACAUUAGGACAUCACAAUCAAAUUAGGUGGGAGUGAAGCAGAGCUGGAGGAGAGUGCUGCCCUUUAGAAGAGAGCAAGAGACAGGUAUGUAAGGUAGAGGAUACUCUGUGAGGCCAUAAGCUUUCCUAAAGAGAUGUUUUUUUAAGGCACUUCUUAAAUGAUUGAAGACCUGGGGAGAGUCUUAUGGUGGUAGGCAGGCUUUUCCAUAGGAAGGGAGCCGCCUGUGAGAAGUCCUGCAAGCAUGAGUUGGCCGUACGGGUGCGAGCAGCAGACAGGAGAAGGUCAUGGGCAGAACAAAGAGACAGAGAUGGGGCAUACCUAUGGAUCUAUGAAGAGAUAUGAGGGGCUAGAAUUGUUCAGUGCUUUAUAGGUAUGGAUUAGUACUUUGAAUUGACUCCUAUAGGAAACAGCCAGUGUAAGGACUGACAGAGGGGUGAGGUGUGAGAGGACUGAUUAGAGAGGAAAAUCAGUCUGAUGACAGCAUUCAUUACAGACUGUUGUGGGGCAACACAGCUUUUGGGAAGACCAAUUAGGAGAGGGUUACAAUAAUCCAUGAAGGAAAUUACUAGAGCAUGGACAAGCUCCUUGGUAGCAUCUUGCGUAAGAAAGAGGUGGAUGCGGGCUAUGUUUUUAAGAUGGAAUCUACAGGAUUUGGCAACAUACUGGAUGUGAGGCUCAAAGAUGACGCCAAGACAGCAUGCUUGCAAGGUUGUAUUUAUGUGGAUACCACUAAUUUAAAGGGAAAGCUAAAGAGGAGGAGGAUCAGUAUUAGGAGGAGGAAAGACAAUGAGCUCCGUUAUAGAGUGAUUGACUUUCAGAAAGUGGAAGGACAUCCAGUGAGAUGGACAGCACGGUAGAGGUCCGGGGAGCAGAUAUUUGGGUGUAUAGUUGGUAGUGGAAUCCAAAAGGGGUAAUAAGUUUGUGUUACUGACAAAGAACACCCCAAUAUGUGUUCAUCAUCUUGUGGGGAUAUGUAUGAGGUGAUAAAUAUUAAAUAUAAUUUUAUAAAAAUUAUCAAAAAUUAAUUUAAUUUUUAUUAUAUAAAAAAUUGAUAUAAUGGCACUGUCCCCGAAUUUAAUAAUAUAAUAAAGCUGAGAAUUUCCCACUAUUUAAUUCUCUUAGAUCCUAGAAGCCAAUCAUCAGAGGAUUUUAUUCCACACAGUGAUCACAAUUUUAUUAUAAAAAUAUAAUUUAUUGUGACAAUAAUGAUAAAAAUGUGUAAUAUGCGUGAUAAUCAGUAAAUAUUUAGGUAUAACAUAGGUGUACAAAGUAUGGCAAUGGUUUAAACAUAAUACAGCGGCUAAAAGCAAGAUUUAUGAGAGGGUGAUUCACUUCACACAGAACACAGAAUUCCACAGAAUACAACAGUGCAGCGAGAAGUAAUAAAAUCUUGGCUAUCAGUUAGAUCCUGAUUAACUAUUCCACUGCUGGUUACAAUCCUCCUAGACAUAUAAUAUCCUAUUCCAUUGCAAUUUCAAUUAAAAUAAUGUUCACACCAGAUCAUUAACCAUUCCUGGAUCCAUUUCUUUUGUCUGACCACCAUCUGCUAACAUUUAACAUCUGCAUACCCUAUACCAAAAUCUCACCACCGUCCACUCUCCAACCUCGCAGAAACCUCAACUCUCUCGAUCUCCAGCACUUCUCCACUAAACUCCAAACACUCCUUUUACCCAUCUCAAAUCACAACUGCCCUAACUCUGCAACCUCACUCUACAACUCCACUCUCUCCUCUCAACUUGACAUCAUGGCACCUCCUACAGUUAAACGCAGCAAGCGCCCCCAACUACAACCCUGGCACACCAAGCUGACCCGUUACCUCCAAAAAUGUUCCAGAACUGCUGAACGCUGCUGGAGAAAGUCUCACUUUGCAUCUGACUUUGUCCACUAUAAAUUUAUGCUGCGCUCCUACAGCAUGGCUCUUUCCUCUGCAAAAGUAAGCUACUUCAACACCCUCAUAAGCACACUGUCCCACCAACCCAAACACCUGUUUCACACUUUUGAUGCACUUCUUCGCCCUGUGACUCCCCCUCCUUCCACCACCUUGUCCGCCACAAACUUUGCAUCUCAUUUCACUGAGAAGAUCUCUACAAUCAGGAAAGAGAUCUCUAAUCUUUCUCCAACCAGUAUCAAUACAUCACCCAACCCCAUUCCCCCUGUCAUCCUAAGCUCAUUUGCACCUGCUACAGCACAAGAGGUUUCUGCUCUGCUCCUGUCCUCCCGCCCCACCACCUGCUCCCUCGAUCCUAUUCCCUCGCAUCUCAUCCGCACUUUGUCUCCCUCUCUUGCUCUUCCUCUCGCUAACAUUUUCAAUCUCUCCCUUUCCUCUGGCACAUUUCCCUCUGCCUUCAAACAUGCAACCGUAACCCCAAUUCUGAAAAAGCCCAACCUCGAUCCCAACUCCCCAUCCAACUACCGCCCUAUCUCGCUACUGCCAUUUGCCUCCAAGAUCCUCGAGAGAGUUGUCUACGCCAGAUUGACAGACUUUCUUGAAUCCAACUCUCUGCUUGACCCCCUUCAGUAUGGAUUCUGCGCUGGUCACUCUGUCGAAACUGCUGUGACCAAAGUAUCCAACGAUUUAAUUGCUGCUAAAUCUCGCGGCCAAUACUCUAUCCUAAUCCUCCUUGAUCUUUCUGCCGCAUUUGACACUGUUGAUCAUCAACAGCUUCUUCACAUUCUCCGUAACUUUGGUCUACGGGAUUCUGCUCUCUCCUGGUGCUCCUCCUACCUCUCCCAGCGCUCCUUCAGUGUUUCUUUCUCUGGCUCUGCCUCUUCUCCCCAACCCCUCCCUGUCGGCGUCCCCAGGGUUCUGUCCUCGGCCCCCUACUGUUCUCUAUCUAUACUGCCUCCCUUGGUAAACUCAUCAGCUCUUUUGGCGUCCAAUACCAUUUAUAUGCAGAUGACACGCAAAUCUACCUGUCCUCCCCUGAUCUCUCUCCGCCCACCUUGACUCGUGUUUCUGACUGCCUCUCUGCUAUUUCCAACUGGAUGGCUGCUCACUUCCUUAAACUCAACCUGUCCAAAACAGAACUUCUAGUUUUUCCUCCCUCAAGUGCUGCUACUCCUGUGUCUGUCGCCAUCCAAGUCAACGGCGCUACUAUCACCUCUACCUCCCAGGCUCGCUGCCUAGGAGUUCUUUUUGAUUCUGAUCUCUCUUUUACUCCCCAUGUUCAAUCGAUAGCCAAAUCCUGUCGCUUCCAACUCAAGAACAUAGCGCGCAUCCGCCCAUAUCUAACGCCGGACGCGGCUAAGGUACUGGUUCAUGCUGUUGUUCUCUCUCGCCUUGACUAUUGCAAUCCCCUUCUCACCGGUCUUACAUGUUCCCAGCUUGCACCGCUGCAAUCUAUAAUGAAUAUGGCUGCGAGGCUUAUUUUCCUGUCCGGUCGCACCUCCCACGCCUCCACGCUCUGUCAGUCCCUGCAUUGGCUUCCAGUUAGAUAUAGGGCCCAAUUCAAAAUUCUGGUGCUUGCUUAGAAAUCCCUACAUAAUGCUGCUCCAACAUACCUAUCCUCCCUCAUACACAAGUAUGUCCCGACGAGACCCCUGCGCUCAGCCCAAGACCUACUCCUAUCCUCUGCCCGGAUCCCCACCUCUGAUGCUCGCCUUCAAGACUUCUCCAGGGCUGCACCUAUUCUGUGGAACUCCCUUCCCUCCUCAAUCAGACUUUCACCCAGCCUCCAUUCCUUCAAAAAAUCUUUGAAAACUCACUUCUUUAUUAAAGCGUAUCAAUUAAACUGUCAGCAGGUUUCUCAUCCCCCACCCCAUGACUCCGUUCCUUCACCUGUCAAAAAUGACCUACCAAGCACUCAAUAAACCCUUCUGUAACAAACUAUUUAAUUCCCCUACUUUAACCCUUUGUGUCACUAUACCCCACUCCCUCUAGCAUGUAAGCUCAUCGAGCAGGGCCCUCAACCCCCUCUGUUCCUGUACGUCAGUGGUCUGAUCUCAAUUAUGUGUCUGUUAGUCCACCCAUUGUACAGCGCUACGGAAUUUGUUGGCGCUAUAUAAAUAAUAAAAUAAUAAUAAUAAUCUACCAGAUUUUACAUUAGCCGAAUUUUAAUUUCCCUACAUAAGAUAUAAGGCAUGUGCAUGGGGAAAAUUUUCAGUUCGGUUCGGCAUUCCGAAAUUCGGGACUUCCGAAAUUCGGCAACUACGACACUUCGGGACUUCUCUUGCAGCCGCUUAGUACAUAACUCCCUAAUUCCCAUGGUAUUUCUGACAAAUUUACUAAUACUAAGAAAAAAUUACUUAGUAUUAGUAAAUUUUGCCCCUACUUGCUAUACCGCGAGUAGGGGCAUGUCUAUUAAACAGUGAGCAGCCUGUGGCAGCCCUGGCCCCCACCCCUGAGAGGCGGAUAGGGGCCCUAAAUUGGAAUAAGGGAGGGGACCUAAUGUCCUCCCCUCUGGCCCCCACCCCUGAACGGUCGGUGGGGGCCCUAAGUUAGAAUGGGGGAGACCUAAUUUCCUCCACCCCUGAGCGGCGGGUGGGGCCCCUAAAUAAAAAUGUUACCCCCCCAGGUGACUAGGGGUCCCUGAACCCCUAAUCACCCCUCCAAAAAAAUUAACCCCACACUCUAAAAAUAAUGAGGGGGGGACCUUUAACUAAGUACCUGUAAAAAACAUAAAACUUACCAUUUGAUGUUUUCUUUCUUCUAAAAUCUUCUUUUUUCAGCCCCAAAAAAGGCCAAAUAAAAAAUCCACCCAUGGAGGGCUCCGUGCAGACUGAGCUCUGCAUGGCAGGGGAAGGUUUAUAAAGCCUUGCCUCGUCCUGCAACUAGACUUACCUGUCAGUCUCUACAUUUACCUGUCACAGCACUCUGGUUGGCUUUAAAUCCACCAAUCAGAGUGCUCUGUGUCAUUUUACACAGCGUGGGAAAGUUCUUUGGAAUUUUCCCACGCUGUGUAAUUUGACUCAUAACACUCUGGUGGAUUAAGUAACCAAUCAGAGAGUAAUGAGUCAAAUUACACAGUGAGUAGGGGCAUAAUUUACUAAUACUAAGUAAUCUUUACUUAGUAUUAGUAAAUUUGGCUGAAAGACCAAUUUAGAUCUUUCAGCCUUUUAGCAGCUGGUAAUGUCUCUCCAAACCCCGGUCCCCUCUCAACAAACUCAGCACAUACUAACCCAAGGAUCCACACUAAUCUCAUACCCAUCUCUUGUUCCUCUAAAUCCUCCUUCAAUACUGCCCUCUGGAACGCACGCUCUGUUUGCAAUAUAACUAAAUCCACUGCUGUCCAUGACUACUUCAUCUCUCGUUCAAUAGAUUUACUAGCCUUAACAGAAACCUGGCUCUCCCCCUCUGACACUGCCACCCCUGCAUCUUUGUCCUUCGGUGGUCUCCAACUUACCCACACCCCAAGAAACUCUGAAUGUAAAGGUGGUGGUGUUGGGUUUCUCCUCUCCCCUCACUGCUCUUUUAAACCUCUUCCCACCCCCCCUUCCCUCUCUUUCCCAUCAUUUGAAAUACACUCAAUUCGCCUUUUCAAACCCUUCGCUGCUAACAUUGCUGUUAUUUAUCGUCCCCCUGGUUCCCCUCUUCUCUUCCUUGACCAUUUUGCUGCCUGGCUACCCUAUUUCCUCUCUUCUAACAUCCCAUCCCUAAUUCUCGGGGACUUCAAUAUUCCUAUAAACCCACCUUUGACCUCUGCAGCCAAUAAACUACUUUCAAUUACUUCCUCCCUCGGGCUAUCACAGUGGGCAAAUUCACCCACCCAUGUUGCUGGCAAUACCCUCGACCUAAUCUUCACUUAUGCAUGUACGGUAUCUAAUAUCUGCAACACUCCCUAUCCUCUCUCUGAUCACCACCUCUUAUCGUUUGCUCUCACGUACCCCCUCACCCAACAACCUCCGCCUAACCAGCCUCAACUCAGGAGGGACCUUAAUUCUCUUGAUCUCCAACAGUUGUCAGCUGACAUUGAUCCACAACUGCUGUCCAUCCCUUCCCUAUCCUGUCCUUCACUGGCCAUCUCCAUAUAUAACUCUACUCUUACAUCUGCCUUGAACACUGCAGCGCCACUCCAAGCAAGCACCUCAAGGAGGACCCGCCCCCAACCAUGGCAUACUAAAUCAACGCGCUACCUGCAAAGAUGCUCCCGGUGUGCUGAACGCUCCUGGAGGAAGUCUCGCACCCAGUCAGACUUUCUCCAUUAUAGAUUCAUACUGUGUUCAUACAGUGCAGCCCUUGCCCUUGCCAAACAGUCCUAUUUUUCCUCUCUCAUUAGUUCAUGUUCCCGCAACCCCAGGCGUCUCUUUGACACCUUUAAUUCUCUUCUUCGCCCCGCUGUGGCCACCCCCCAAACCAACCUUACUGCUGAUAACUUUGCAUGUUACUUCACUGACAAAAUUGAACAGCUAAGGAAAGAAUUCUCCCCUCCUUGCCUUUCUGCUUCUCAAUCACACAUUGAUCAUGCCUUUCCUACCCUUCAGACAUUCUCCCCAGCCACUGACCAAGAGGUGGCUGCUCUUCUUUGCUCCUCUCGCCCCACCACUUGCCCGCUCGAUCCUGUCCCGUCUCACCUUAUCAGAUCUCUCUCCACUUGUCUUGUGCCUUCUCUAACACACAUCUUCAACUGCUCGCUCUCUUCUGGCAUCGUCCCUGCUGACCUUAAACAUGCCACUGUAGUACCUAUACUAAAAAAACCAUCCCUUGACCCAUCCACCCCCUCUAACUACCGUCCCAUAUCCCUGCUCCCUUUUUCCUCAAAGCUUCUGGAAAGACUCGUCUUUACCCGUGUGUCUCAUUUCCUCAAUUCCAACUCUCUCCUUGACCCCCUUCAAUCUGGCUUCCGCCCUCUCCACUCUACAGAGACUGCCCUUAUCAAAGUUACUAACGACCUAAUCGCAGCUAAAUCCAAAGGCCACUACUCCAUACUAAUUCUUCUUGACCUCUCGGCGGCCUUUGACACCGUUGAUCAUGCUCUCCUUCUUCAAACUCUGCAAUCGCUUGGUCUCUGUGACUCUGUCCUCUCGUGGUUUUCCUCUUAUCUCUCCCAACGCUCAUUCAGUGUCUCUUUUUCUAAUGAUACCUCCUCCCCUCGCCCUGUCUCGGUUGGAGUCCCCCAAGGCUCCGUCCUUGGUCCCCUUCUAUUUUCUCUUUACACUGCCUCUCUUGGCAAACUUAUUACCUCAUUUGGUUUCCACUACCACCUGUACGCUGAUGACACCCAGCUAUAUCUCUCCUCCCCGGACCUCUCCCCUGCUGUCCUGCAACGUGUCACUGCUUGCCUUUCUUCCAUCUCUGACUGGAUGUCCUCCCGCUUUCUGAAACUCAAUCUCUCAAAAACUGAGCUCCUUGUCUUUCCUCCUCCUAAUACUGAUCCUCCUCUUCUCGCUCUCCCUUCAAGUUUGUGGUACCAACAUCAGCCCAUCCUUGCAAGCGCGCUGUCUUGGCGUCAUACUUGACUCUGGUCUCACCUUUGAGCCUCACAUCCAGCAUGUUGCCAAAUCCUGUAGAUUCCAUCUUAAAAACAUAGCCCGCAUCCGCCCCUUUCUUGCACCAGAUACUACCAAGGAGCUUGUCCAUGCUCUAAUAAUUUCACGCAUGGAUUAUUGUAACCCUCUCCUGCUUGGUCUUCCCAAAAGCCGUACUGCACCCCUACAGUCUGUAAUGAAUGCUGCUGCUAGACUGAUUUUCCUCUCUAGUCGGUUCUCUCACACCUCACCCCUCUGCCAGUCCUUACAUUGGCUUCCUGUGUGCUAUAGGAGUCAAUUCAAGGCACUAACUCACACCUAUAAAGCACUGAACAACUCUAGCCCCUCUUAUAUCUCCUCACUGAUCCACAGGUAUGUCCCUUCUCGGUCUCUCCGCUCUGCCCGUGACCACCUCCUGUCCGUUGUCCGCACCCGUACGGCCAACUCGCGCUUGCAGGACUUCUCGCGGGCGGCUCCCUUCCUAUGGAAUAGCCUGCCUACCGCCAUCCGACUCUCCCCUAGUCUUGCAUCUUUUAAGAAGUGCCUUAAAACCCAUCUCUUUAGGAAAGCUUAUGGCCUCCAAGACUAACCCCUACCUCACAUACCCGUCUCUUGCCCUCUCCUAAAGGGCAGCCCACCUUAUUUGAUUGCACAUUCCUGUCCUAAUGUGUUUUACACCCCACCUCCUAUAGAAUGUAAGCUCGAUGAGCAGGGUCCUCUUCAACCUAUUGUUCCUGUAAGUUUAUUUGUAAUUGUCCUAUUUAUAGUUAAAUCCCCUUUCAUAAUAUUGUAAAGUGCUACGGAAUCUGUUGGCGCUAUAUAAAUGGCAAUAAUAAUAAUAAUAAUAAUAAUAAUUUAGUAGAUAGCUCCCUAAUACCGUGGGCCAAGUAACUUACAUUUUAUAUAAAUGUAUGUUACUUGAUUGUUGUAAGUGUUGCAAAUGCUUACAGCUGAAUCCUGGCUAUGUUUGUAUACUUUUUAUUUAAAAUUGUAUACAGUGUAACAUUCUUCAUUCUUCCACUGGGUAAGUAUAUUAGUUCUUAGGCAAUACUUCAGCACUUCAGAACUUCGGCAAUUCGACCAUUCAGCAAUUUGGCAAUUCAUCUAUUCGGACAUUUGGGAGUACCGAAUGUCCGAAUUGCCCGAAAUUCGUCCGAAUUCACAUCCGGACCGAAACAAAUUGCACAUGUCUAUAAGAUAUACUAUCUUAUUUCAGAGCAAAUCAAUACAUCUGGAUAAAUACAGCGGUAUGCUAACUUAUGACAAAUUUAUCAUUAAUAUAUCGUUAUCUUACUCCACCUGCAGUUAUGGAGUCUUUAUAUUCUUUUAGUUAACUAAGAUUUCUAAUUAUUGAAAUCUAACCAAGAUUUAUCCAGGCAAAUAUAUCUAUUAGUAAAAUUUUUAUUAAUUGGAAUUAAUUAAAUAAAACCAGCAUAAUUACCAGUUAUGUUGUAGAUGUUCUUAUCAGAUGCUCUUCUUAUCAGAUGAAUAGAUAGUCCCAGGAAUUGAAUGCAAGUAUGAUUAUGUAUAGAGGUGUGCAUGUAAUAGAAAAGUGGUGUUGGUUAGAAAGUAAUAGGUGUCCAGGAAAUUGUUUAAGUUGUUUCAAGAGAGUUUGAAUGUCAGAUUUGAGUGUAGGCCCAGAGUGUCUCCUCAAUUUGUGUCCUCAAUCUGUCCUGGAUCUCUCCCCUGAAUUCUUCUCUGUCCUUAAAAGGGUCAAACUUUCUGUACGUCAUUAGUUGAUCUGACGAAUAGGAAACUGAAGGUGUGUCCACCUUUAUCUAGUAUUAUCUAGUUUUUGGUGAGUAGAUGGCGCCCUUUCAUCACCAAAAUUUCUUGUCCUGAAAAGAGUUAACUCAAAAUGAUGAUGAUUUAGACGUCAUUUGGCUUAUCUAUAAUGUCUGCUGUAACUCAAAUUUGCUGCCAGCUUCAAAGGAUUUCCCUAGUCUUCGUGGCGGCGAUUUCAAUCAUAAUUUAAAAUUGACACCUCCUAACCUUAAUUUCACCCUUUUUCUUACAAUUGGACCUUGUAAGAUUUAGAAAGUAAAUUAAUUACUUGGUGUUAUCUAUAACUGUUACUAGUGUCUGGCUUUCUUGUGUGAAGUUGUGUGUAAGAUUAUUCUACUUUAUUAACAUUAAGAAGAGUAUUCCAUCCCCCUUCUCUGUUAGACUCAUUGCCUUGUUUACAUAAAGCAUUCCUUAUCUCAGACUUGAAUGACUAGAGUUAGACAGAAAUUUUUUUUCUUUCUUAGCCUGAAAAUCCAAAAUGGAGUCAGCUUUGUUUUAAGUGUCUCUGGCAUUAUACACUAUAAAUUUCUAUCUUAGCACCAAAUAUCUGCCGAUAUAAAUAUACUGACAAUCUCCUGACUACAACAGUACCCCAAUGUUCAGGUUUUAUGGUUUCUUGUAAACUUACAGGGGUCAAAUGUAGGGCUUUCCCCUAUUCCAUGUUUGCACAUUGGAAUUUGCCAGAUUGGUAUGCUGGCCCUAUUUGUCUUUGAGACCGUAUGGCAGCCCAGAAAUGAAAAUUAACCCCAUCAUGGCAUACCAUUUGGAAAUGUAGACAACCCAGGGUAUUCAAUAUGGGGUAUGUCCAGUCUUUUUUAGUAGCCACUUAGUCACAAACCCUGGCCAAAAUUAGUGUUUAUUUUUUUUUAAUUUUUUUUUUUCAUUUUUCACACACAAACUGCCAUUUCACUGAUGAUAUCAGUAUAAUGCAUUUUACUGCUGUAAUGUCUCUUGAGUACAACAGCACCCCUCAAAUACAGGUUUUAUAGUGAUCUGGAAAGUUACAGGGCCAAACAUAAGAUUUGUCGUAAGACUUACCCUUGCAGUAGUGAGAGCACUGUUAAAGUGCUAUUUAUGUUGGAAAAGCAAGUCUUAGGGCUUUACUGGUGUGUGUAUUUGUGUUUAGCAAUGUAUUAACUAUCCACUUACUUCAGGUAGAGGGGGUUUUCAUCCACACUUUUUUCCCACCACAACUAUGUUGGUACGUGUGUGUAUAUGUAUAUGCAAGACGCGUUUUCGCCUCCCUCAUAGGCUUCUUCAUAUGCUUGUUGUCUUCUUGGUUAGUCAGUCUUUUAUAUGUCCUUGAUAAUUAGCUAUUGAUAUCACCUGGUAUCUCCUUUUCUGAUUUCUGUCUUCUCCAUAUGACGUCACUCGUCGUGGCACCUACUUUUUUUGUAUUUCCAGUAUGUCCAUAUUUGAAACACAUCUAUGCAUUCCAAUCUUUAAGAAAACUUUAUUGUUCAUGGUCUAUGAUUUCAAACUGCAGUCCUGAGAGUCUCUUUCAUGUGCAUUUAUCAAGCAUUUCAGAACAUAAGAAUGAAAACUCAAUAAAUAACAAUGUGGUUAAAAUUGACAAUAAAACUAUUUGAUGUGUUGGUAUUUAAUACAAAGAUAGUGACAGAAAUAUUUAUUCACUCAUAGAUUUCUAAACUAGUAUGGAGCAAAUAGAGGAUUGCUUUAAAUGUUCAUUUAAGCCUUUCAACAUCUGUUUAUAAUAGAGCUUCUGUGUUUGAUAUCACUAAAAAUAUAUCUAUAAAUAAAAGAAGGAACUACAUAGUAGUAUUGAUAUAAGUUUAAAUAAAAAUGAGGGGAAAUGGAUUAAGAAUAAUAAAAAUAAGAAUUUUUCUAAACAAAGAUGGGUGUUGCCUUUACAUUAACUUGUUAUAAGAAAUGGCAUAUCUCAAAAUCUGAAUUGAGCUCGUAUGGGGUGAGGGUAUUAAAGUUAAAAAUAUUAACAAAUUAGAAAAAGACAUGAGAUAAACUCCCCUCCUCUCCAAUCUUUUUUCACUGUUUUUAAGGCGCAACAAAAUAGGUCUUUGGGGUCCUGAUUAUGUGUUGUUUUGAAAUGUUGGGAGACGCUAUGAGUUUCAAGGCCUUUCUUUAUAUUUCGUAUGCGUUCAGCGAUCCGAACAUUAAGUGGUCGAAUGGUUCUGCCUAUGUAUUAAAGAUUGCAUGGGCAUUUUAAAACAUAAAAGUCAUACUAUAGGGAUUUAGCAAGUCAUUAAAGAUAAUUUAAUGUGCUAUUCAAAGGGGGUCCUAUAUGUCAGUAAGGUGUCUUUUAUAGCUCUUUGUUACCCUACAUAGGAGGCAGUUCCCACAUCCAUAAAAACCCCAAAGGUCUUUUAAAAAGUUCCUUGGUUUUUAAGUUUCUAAACAACUUGUAACUAAAAUAUUUUUAGAUUUUUGGUUCCACUGUAAAUUAUUCUGGGUUCAGGUGGGUAUAAUUUUGUUUAAAACAGGAUUGUCUUUUAAGAUAUGCCAAUGUUUUCUUAUGGCCUGCUGCACUUUCCUGGUGUUUCCUUUAGAAUUGCAGAUGAAAGGAAUUUAUUUUCUUCAUAGCCUCUCACCAAAAUUUGUUGCUCUAGAUGUUAUGCUUGUUCUACAUAAUCAUUUGCUCCAAGGGGAUAGUUCCUUCAAAUAAGAAGGAACUGUACAGUAGAAUUCGUUAGCCAGGGUCUGUGGUGAUAGCUGGUUCUGUUUAUGUAGUGGUAUGUGUCCACUGGUUUGAAAUAGUUCUUAAUUUUAAUGUAGGAGUAUUUAAUGUAGAUGUUUAAAUCCAAAAAAUUGAUCUCAGUGUAACUUCUAGUGCAUGUUAAUGUAAUUCCCCAAUUGUUAGUAUUUGGGGAAUACUAUUGCCUGUCCAAAUGAAAAAUGUCCUCUAUGUACCUGUGAUAGGACACAGAGUUUGCUACACAGCCAUGCCCCUGGUAAAUAAAGUGCUCUUCCCAAUAUGCCGUAAAUAGAUUGGCAUAGCUGGGAGCAAACAUCACCAUAAAGAAAGUCUGUAGAAAAAACUGUUCUUGAACCCGAAAAAAGUUGAUAGUUAAAAUCAAUAAAAUUUCCUCCAGUAUAAAAUCUGUUCUUUUUUAAAGUGAUUCCUCUAAAAAAUUGAAAGGAAAGAGAACAGACAUAGAGCCAAUGUUAGGUACACUAGGGAACAUGGUGUAACCCCAAAUAGAAAGUUGAAAAUCAAUAGUAGUGUGCUGGGGACUGGGAUGUAAACUGUUAACUCAGAGAUGAGUAUCAAAUAUUACUGGAAAAUCACUUCCAGACAACGUACUAAACUACUAAAAGCUAAAAAUAAAUUUUAUUAAGUUAAAUACACAAUAUAACAAAAGAAAUACUGAACGUGCUUAUGUACAGACAGUGAACAAAAAAUAGGUACUGAGAUCAAUACCGUGUUUAAAACCUCCCUAUCAAAAAUCAAUAGGAACUGCCAUAGAUGUCAUAUGCCUGGAUUAGAUGUGUCCCUAUUAAUAGUAAGGACAAUCUCAAAAUAAAUGCCAGUCUGCGGAGGACUGGUGAAAGAUUCACAGGCAGCUUGGAUUGUAUGGAAGACUGUUAAGGUUAGUAUGAAUAUCGGCAAAUUAGUAUCAAUAGAUGUUAAUGACAAAUAAAUAGAAGCUGUAGCGAGAUAAUGCUGGGUAGUGGAGCUAGCUGAUUUAAGUAUAUUACUGCACAUGUUUAUGUCUGGGUAUAGAGCUCUAUCUAAUAAUAGUAGGAGGGUAAGCUAUGGCAUCAAAUGUAUCCAGUUCUACAAAAAUCUAUAAACGGACAGUGAAUCAAUAGAUUGCUUAUAGUGGUUGUUAGUCCACAAUAGAGCUGGAUAUAUAGUGUCACAAUCUGAGUCUGGGUAACUUAUAUUGCCUACGAUAUAGAUCUGUGAGAGCUGUUGCAAAGGCUGUUAAUACGUAAAGCAGCUAUUGGUAUAUGCUCCUGCUAUGCAAUAUUGUCAAGUAGAUCUCAGCGUCUUAAGGUUGAUCAGUGAGUAGAGGGCUGUGGCAGAAAGUACUCCAGAAUGAACUGACAGUUGUCUAGUGCUAAAGCUGUAACCCCCCUGUGCCUUCAAGGGCACCUAACGCUAAUCCCGCUAGGCUACUACAACCUAAAUUUAGAGUAUUGCCAAAAAUAAGAUAAAAAUUUAAUUUAAUAAAUAGAUAAACGAAAUAGCAAGUCUGUGUGCUAGACUCUAAAUCAUAGGAAUAGCACACUAAGAACCCCUGACCUUUUUCGUGUCGAAUAAUGCUAUACAAUUAACUUAUGUCACAUGUGACCCAUAUAUAUCCUUCCUUCCAUUGUGUUUGUUCCAGAAUUUGUAACAUAUGGAUGGUAUCUUUUAAACAAUAUGGAUUUUUAACUACUAAUGGUUGUAACAUAAUAUCUAUAUAUUCUGAGACCCUAGCUGAUAUUGAGUCAAUUCCUGAUAUAAUAGGUCUACUUGGUGGGUUGAUUAUGUCUUUGUCUACCUUAGGUAAAUGAUAAAAGACUGGUAUCCGUGGAUUAAUCAUAAAUAAAUAUUUAGAUUAUUUCUCAUUUAGAAUUUGUAAUUCUUUCCCUUUCUCUAUAUUUAGCCUGAACUUCUCCUUUAUGUUCUCUAUAGGGUUAGAUGGUAAUUUAUGUUUGAGGGUCCGAAAGAAGUCUUUCUGCCUCCUUUGUAGCUAAUCGGAUAAGCAGCUAUAUGAGCAAUAGCUCUUAGUGGGCUAUUCACUGAUGUGCCUGACGACGUGUUCUAAAUAUGCGCCGGGUUCUUCUGCACCUCACUGUGUGUGUGUAGUUCACUCACUAUGAGUAGCACUUUUUUGCUAUUUUAUAUGCACUUUGUUACCAAAGGGUCAGUUGGUUCAGGUAGGUACUAGUGGGAUUCCCACAGUGCUGAGGUAUCUAGGGUCAGCAUGUUUGGCUAGGACUUUUGUUUUGUUUUUUAAAAAGGGGGGUGGGAGACUCUCGUCACUUUGAUUCUUUCCCAAUUGUUUUUUUUCUCUGCUAAGCACCAGUAACCUUAGCUGCUAUAAGGAUUUUGUUGUUUUAGCCCUGUCUGGGGACUUAUUCACUUUUUUUUGUGCUUUCAACCUGCACAUACUAUCCUGCAUCAUAAAUUAUUUGGUAAACCUCUAAUACUAGAGAGGACUAGUAAUCUAGUCCUGCCUUGUGGUAGACAUAGCUCAAUUAGCAGCUACCCACAUGUAUUUCCCUAGUACCACUGGUCUUUCUGGAUCUUUCAUGUUUGGUAGCCUGCGGCUACCAUGUAUAUAUUGGUCAAGGCCUUUUUUUUUUCCUUUUUGGUAUUCUUGUUUAUAUUGUAAAUUGAUUUGUAGUAAGUACUUUAAUACCCACAUGAUUCAAUAAAGAUUAUUUUUACAUCCACUGCCUUCCCCUCCUGAGGUGUCUUAGUACACGUUAGGUUUUUUCUGUUUUGGCUCCAAGGGGUUUAUGUAUUAGGGUUCCCCUGUGUUAGGGAAGUGCAGUCACAGGCUCUCCUCAGCACUGUUGCCCCACCUCCCCCUUGUAGAGAUUUACUCUGGGCAGUGUGCCAACAGCCCUGUUUCUUUCUUUUAACUAUAGACCACAAUUAAUAGCAUGUUUUAAGAGCACAUGACAUAUAUAACAAACAAAUUAAACACAGGGCUAUAACAGAUUGUUAAACUGUACUUCCUGUAUGUAAGCAUAUUGUAUUUUUGUCACAACUACUGUAUGUGACACUUUAUAUUUGUCCUAUUGAUGAUAUUUAAAGUUGCACAGUAAAGUUAAGAAUAUAAAUGUGUAUAAACAUAAUAGUGCAUUGUUACAAGUUUAAGUCCAUGUGCCCAUUGUAGGAAGUUAAAAAACAAAGCAAAAACUUAUUUUACUCACUUUUUCUCCCUCACAAAGCUGGUGUCCACACUGCAGUCGACCUUCUUUGAAGAUCGGGAACAUGCACCUAGACCACUUUGUUGACCUGAAGUCAACAUGAAGCAUGUCAAACAUCCAGCCCGCAUGCGGCCCACAAUGAGUAUCUUUGUGGCCCACGGCCGGAUUGGCCUACCGGGAUACUGGGAAAUUGAGCAGAGAAGAUUGUGGGGGCUUGACUGGAAGAUGGCUUAAGGUAGGGGUAGAGGAGUUUAGGGGAACCUUCCUGUAGUGUUUUAAAUGGGGAGGGCAGUGUAUAAGAGUGCUGAGAAGGAGAGGGGCAGUGUAUUAAAUUGGGGUGGAGGCAGAUGGGACAGUGUACUAGAGUGUGGGCUGGGGCCAUGUGAGGCUGCUUUUUAGAUUGGAGGGGGAAGCACAGUAUGUAACUUGAAGUGAAUCUUUUUAAUAAAAAAAAUAAAAAUAUAUAUAUAUAUAUUGAUUUUCUCACCCCUCUUGGGUGGUAUGCUUAUUCCUCAUUCUCGGGUCCUCUACCAGAGGCCUGGGAGGGAAUUUGAGGGUUCUGCACAGUAUCUUAGCUGUUCCUAGAACUGCACUAUUCUGGACAGCGAUCUCAGAUGUCCCACCUGGAAUCUGUUGAAGCCACUCCCCCCCAACUUGGGAGUCACAGCCCAGAGUGCUCCUAUCACAUCUGGGACUACUACUGCCUUCACUUUGCACAUACUUUCUAGUUCUUCUUUCAGUCCUUGGUAUUUGUUAACCAUCUCAUGUUCCUUCUUUCUGAUGUUAUAAUCACUGGGUAUUGUCACAUCCACCACGACUGCAGUCUUUCGUUCCUUGUCUACCACCAUGAUGUUGGGUUGGUUGGCUUGUCUGUCUGGAUCUUGAAGUCCCAUAGAGAGGUUUGUCUUGCCAUGAAACCUUCUUUUAUGCAUCCUCUACCUGUUGUUGUCUCAGGCAUUCCCUUAGCAGUUCACCUUUGUGAGCCAUCUUUGGAUGUACUUGUGGAUACUCUGUGUUUCAUCCAGGAUUGGCUGUGACACUCAUCAGGCCCUGGCUGGGUGUACAGUUGGUAUACAAUCUUUGUGUGCUGGAUUUUGGGUGGAAUCCUUCAUUCAUAGUGAGUAGUUUCCGGGUUUUGACAUCCAUGGUGACCAGUUCUUCUGCAAAAAAGAAAAUCUAGCUUCUACAUGGACUAAUCCCAAAGCAACUAAAAUGCUUAAUAGCUGAUUGCCAUCCGGCAAAUAGUUUAAAACUGCAUGUGGGAGUCACUAUGAUACCCAUAUAAGUACAAGGAAAGGUUUAUACCUCCAAACAUGCCAUCAGUGGGUAAUGUCUGUUAAACAGUCUUCAACCUGAUAACUGUCAAAUGACAUGCUCCCAAAAUGAGGAUAUGAAUUAAAUAUAGAUGUGUAUAGUGUCUCCCAUACCCACAUUGUGGAUCCAAUUAAAUAACAAUGUGGGGAGGACAGAGUGUCCCUUUCAUGUCCCCACAGUCAGGCUUCAAUUUUUAAUAUGAAUAUAGGGGGACAUUGUGUCCUCCUUCUCCUACCCAUUGGGGCAAAAAUUAAAAUGCAUGGGGGUGGGGGACGUGGUUACCCACAGCCCAGACCUGUGACCAGUGGGUGGGAACUCUAAUGAACAGAGAGAACCUAAUCAGUGGGUGGGGGCUUUAAAGUCCUAAUGGAGGUGUGUUGUGGCACUAAUAUUGAAAUUAGAGGGGGGCAAUAGGUUUCUCCAUUUAUUAAUAACAGGGACAGACAUAGUGUCCCCUUCUGCCCACACCAAUAGGCAACAGGUGAGUAUUCUAUAUAAAUAUAGGAGGUUUCAUCCUAAUAGUGAGAGUAGGCAAUGAAAAGAACUAUAAAAAAAAAAGAAGUUAUCUAAUGGUACGUGUGACUUUUUCAGCCCCCCCAAAAAAGCCAAAUAAAACUCCAUUGUCCAAUCACAACUUUAAAAAUCAGAGUGCUGUGACUGAUAUUACAUAGCACAAGAAAAGACACGAUUUUACAUUAUAUUUAUUUAGAGCCCCCAACCACUGCCCAUGGGUUAGGGGACACUAGGUCUCCCCUGGAGCUUUAUUUAGUGCUUGACAUCUGACCACGGGUGAGGGGACACUAGCUCUUCCCUGGAUUAUUAAUUAGAGCUUAACAUGUUGACCAUGGGUGGGGACUUCCGGGGACCCUCCCCCUGCAUAAACCUGCAUUUAGCUCCCCACUGAUGUUGCGUGGAGGGAGCAGUGCUUCCACUGCAUUUAUUUAUUAGCUCUACUUUGAGGCCAUGGGAUGUAGACAGUGAUCUUUCCAACACCAUUCUUUAAAUAGAAUCCCCCAUGGCUUUCUGACCAGACAUUUCCCUAGACCAGGAUCAAUUUAUGUUUGUUUUCAUGACUCCACAUCCUUUUUUUUUUGUUUGUUUGUUUUCAAAAGUCAUUGCUACUGCCUUUUCCUGUGAAACAGAGAUGGAUGGAUUAAUGGGUGGGUAAGAGGUGGUUAAGAGACAAGGGGGAUGCUUGAGAAACUCUCCCAGCUCAGAGAUUUGAGAGAAAAAAACACUGAUAACAUUUAUAAUAAGUUUAAAAACAUUAAAAAAAAUUCUUAUACAUGGAAAAAAUACGGUAUGUAAUUUAAAAUUGGGGGUCGUCUUGUACACAGAAUGUCCACUGCAGGGGUUAAAAAGAACACUUGUACAUGGGGCCUAAGCCAAGAUGGCGUCUGCCGAGUUUCAGUGUGCCACAGCCUACACACAUACCUGGCCUCUCCUGCCGAUCCACUUCUAAAUGCUGUGGCAAGGAGGAAGAGGUCAGCAGACAUCAGCACCUGCCACCAAUGGAGCUCAAGAGACAUGUCACACCAUAAAAAGAGCCAUAUUAAGGUUUACACCACCUCAGAUAGGUCUUGCUUUCUGGUUUAUGUGGAAGAAAUAGGGAUCAGGUAGCAGAGGGAAUAUAAUAUUGUGAUGUCCCAGCAUGUCCUCACACCACCUGCUGUAUUAUGGGAGUUGUAGUCUCCCAGCAUGCACUAUGGAGCAAUUAACUUUACAGAGUACCUUAGCACAGGGGAGACAAGAGGAAUCAGAAAUGUGUUGUUUUCCUUAGAAGUCACCUCUAAAAUUAAAAAGUUGUCAUAUUUGAUGUUUCAAAUAUUUAUUUCAUGAUUUUUGGCUCAAAAAAUAGGGGUAGUCUAAUACAUGGAAAAAUACGGAAAUUUGUAAGGUUUGAAAUACUUUGAACCUUUUCUUUAUGUUAGCUUGUAUAUUUGUGUGAAAUUGUUUGCUUGGUUUAACAAAAAAAAGUCAUAUGAUGUCCCUUUACACCUAUUUCCCUUCAUAUUGCAUUUUCUUGAUUAAAUUUCAAUGUAGGAUUAUUUUGUAAGUGUCAGAAAUGUGUUUUGCAGGAUCAAAGUAAAUUAAAAUGUAAUAAACAAACAAUUGCAAACUGUGCUUUUGAUCCCUAUCAAAUUCCUGAAUACAAACCAUGCUUUAUAGUUACCUAAGCAUGUCACCAAAACAUUUAAAUGCUAUCCACAAUUGCAUUUUGAUCAAAAGACACAAAUUAAUUAAUUGAUGUAGCUUGAAAUACUAUCCUUAUAGAGAUGUCUUUCAUGUCCCAUUUAUUGUCACUUUAAGCCUGUACAACAUGAGAAAGGGUAAUAGACUUCCUGAAAACUUACUUGUGUGUUAAAGAUCUUAUAAAACAAUAAAUUGUAGGGAAACAGGUAUACUGUAGUAGAUAAAUGAAAUGUUAGUAUAUUUACUUAACAAACUGAGUGACAACUUCCCUCAUUUAUUUAAAAUUCUAAUGAAAUAAUGUAAUGUGUUAAAAGCUCUUGAAUGUUCCAAACAAAUUAAUCACUUUCAUUAAUUCAUUUUUUUAAUGAUGUUGUAUUUUUAUAGUGCUAUUUAAGAAAACUUUUAAAAUCUUAGAAUGUUAGUGUUGUUUUUUUCCAUUAUUUAAAAAAAAAAAAACUAAAUGUAGAAAAAUAUUUUAAACCCAUAAUAGAAGAGCCAUUUUGCUUUUACUAUUGUAAAUCCAAUGAGGUUUUUGUAUUUGCUAUUUUAACAUAGAAAGUAUGUAUAUUUUUUUCUUUUAUUUUUUCUCUCUCUCAUUGUUUGGAAAAGAUAUUGGAGCUGAGGGGAGGUCCUAGCAAUGACUCUGUACACAUCAUGCUGGUCAUUGAGCUGUUCCGGAUCCUAAGGAACUCGGCAAACCAUACUUAUGGCCCAGCAGUUUGGGAGUUUGCUGAGCUUAGACCGUUCGGGGGACUAUCUAUUAACUACUUGGUGAGCACAGUGGAGAGGACUGCUUCUUAUAUUACACUAGCUAAGCUACAAAUUUCAGUUACGUACUACUCUACUGCCUGAAUAUAAUCUUAAUUGCUAAUUCGAUAGUUAAAGUUUUUAUACAUCGUCUAGUCUAGGCAGUUAGCCUUUUCGCAUUUAUACUUAUUGAUCUAGUUUAGCAAUUAAGCAUGUUAUUAUAUUCCUUUAUUAUUAUUCUCAAGCAUAUCACAUUAAGGUCUAGUCAAGUCAUAUUGUCAGUUUGUAUUGCCUGGUUUCCCUUUUUUUUGCUAUACAAUCUUCCUCCUCUACUGACCUAUUUUGCUUGAACAUACAAACAAAAAAUGUGCAGUUUUAUCAAUUGCCUUGAUCGUGUUUACUAUAUACUGAAUAUAUAGGCUUGUUCAUGCUGUUGAAUAAUAGCCAUGUUUGAUACUUAAUGCACUAACAAAGAAUGUUAAAAAAAUAUAUAUAUAUAUAGAUUUUUAAAAGUAUUAUAUUUCCUAAACAAUAUUGUUUAGAGAAAUUGUUUCUUAAAUUUCCAUUUUAAACCCAUAUAUAACUAUUAGGUUUUUACCCACAGUGGUACUAACAUACAAUCCCAAUAUGGAAGCAUAAUUCUCUUUUGCAAAAUAGUUAAUUGAAUAUAUCACAAACAUUGCAUGUAAACAAAAUUGUAUGGGAAUAAUUUAAGAUAACAUUAACAUUUCCAUCCAACUUAAAUUAGACUGAUCAUUUUAUAGUUUAAGAGAAGUGUUAGAUUAUUUGAUCUAUGGAAUGUAACUUUGCAAUAGUUAUAAUUUUGUCCAAAACUUAAAGUUCAAAGAGCAUAGGUGUUAGUGAUUUGUAUAUUGAGGAUCAAAGGUAACCUUAAUAAUCAAAAACUUUCACACCAGUUGUAUUCUGGAUACAUAAAAACACUGAGGACAGGGAUGUCCUACAUUCUAGACUACUUACAGAUUACUGGGCAGACAGCCAUGAGUAUUGAUGCAGAGCUGGAUCACAUUUUGUCUAUAGUUCUUUCCCUAGAAGAGGACUACCCUACAUUACUGCUUCCACAGAAUGUUUGUAACAGUACUUGUUCCAGUGGUGUCCUUGGGACUUUUCCUGACAUUUAUCCACAUGCUCCAAGUCAAAUGGCUCUUCAUUACACAGAUAUCCAAGAACAGACACAGGUGGUUCCCUGCUUAAUCUGGGGAACCCCAAAUGAGGCUCAGACAAGAAGAAUACUGGAUUCAAGCAGCACAGAUGAACUGAUGUAUGAAAUUCCAGGAGGAAAUAACGAUAUCACCCAUAACAAAAGUAAGUUUAUGCAGUAUAUUUUCUUCAUAAUGUUAAAGCUGGUGUCAUAGUUAACCUUUAUGACUUAUCUCCCUAAGCUUAGUUUGUUUUGCACAAUAUGUCUCCUUCUAUAAGAGUAUAUAUAGUUUAUUAGAAGUUCACUAUCAAAUAAUUAAGCAUUAUGGUGAAACACAGACAUUAUCAACAAAGUGGCUUACUUUUUUAUUCCCCACUUUAUUAAAUUAAAUUGCCACAAAUUUGUAUUUGAAUAAUAACCUUUUUUUAAAAAGUGGUUAAUCUAUAAACAGAGACGUGUGGUGUUAUGACAAGCAACUUACACAAUUAAGAUUUGUAUAGAUGUUUUAGGAUAAAAUAACUUGUGGCUGGACUUACUUAGUGGAGAGAUACAGUAGGUUUUCUAUGCUUACUUACUCUGUUAAGAAAAUCUCUGUGCCUUUAUUGUCUUUAAUUAGUUCACAUCUACUCUUCAUACUAGACAUUUUUAUUAUAUUCAUCACCGGCUUAGAAAGACAGUUGCUUAGAAAAAAAUAUAUCUGGUAUAAUUAUUGUAUAUUACAUUUAUAGAUUGUGUUCUCUUGUUCCUUCAGGGUCAUUUCCUGGAGACACUAAGGAGAAGGAAAGUUCUAAAAGGCAGAAAUGUGUGAGUGAUAUCAAUCAGCCAACAACCUCAAGGACCAGGUCAGCCAAAAGGACACAAUUCAGCGAAGAACAGACAACCUUCUUAUUGAAUCAGUUUGAACUAGACCCUUAUCCAGACUUUAUAAAAAGAUGUCACAUUGCAAAUAUAACACAAAUCCCAGAACCCAGGAUACAGGUAAUUUAAUCAUGUUUAUUAUAUUGUUUUAAUGUGCUACUUUGUCCAUUCUUAAAAAUUUAACUUGAUAACUAGUGAUGUCCCGAACGGUUCGCCACGGACUCCAGUCAGCAGACACAUUCCAGCCAAUCAGCAGCAGACCCUCCCUCCCAGACAACUCACGAAGAAUGCAGCUUCAAAAUGGAUGCUGUCCAGGAGGUGGAAGGGUCUGGGAGGGAGGGUCUGCUGCUGAUUGGCUGGAAUGUGUCUGCUGACUGGAGUCUAUGGCGAACUGUCCGGCACAUCACUAUUGAUAACUAAUGUAAGAGGUGUACAGGAGAAACAGCAAACAUUUUAAGUGUUAGUAGUAAAUUGUUAUUCUUUCAAGACAGAUUUAGGUAAUUUGUAUUAUGACACUUUUAAAACAGCACUUCUCAUAAAGGUGUUAAUAGAGUAAAAAGAAAAUAAGAAUUAUGGAUGCUUAAUAUCUUAAAAAAACCAAAAUAUGUCAAUAAUGGACGGCAAUUAAAAUAUGAGCAGUGUAGAGUGACCAAUUGCCUGUUAUCGAACACCACAAUCUGUUUUAUGUUCAAGUUCUGCAUGUUUGCUAUGUAAUUAUAUUUAAUGUAUUUAAACACAUAAUUUUUUUUACAUUUUUCUUAGGUGUGGUUUCAAAACAGAAGAGCAAGACAUCAUCAGAAAUCCAAGAAUCCAGACUGCAGAUUUGACUUUUGAAUAAAACCAGCUUUGACUAAUAUCUAAACUUCUGUAGAGAAAUACAAUAUGUGUAAUUACAUAAAAAAUAUAAGAAUAUAAAUGUCAUUCCCACAUCAUUACUCAGACCACUUCAUAAGAAUUUCACACAAUUGCUGUUCAUUGUGCACUUAUUUUAUAUUGUUUUGAUUUUGAAUUAUGAAGACUUUUUUUAAAAAUAUAUAUUUUAUCUUUUUUGUUUAAUUUUAAUAUAUAACAAUAAAAUAUUAUUAAUUUAUCUUGUGCCAAAGUUACUAUUUUAUCCCACACUCCCUAAAUAGUCUAUAAAUGUUUUUACUUUCAUUUACUGUGCAAAAUGAAAUGUAUCCAUAAAGUGUCACUCUAGCCUUAAUUUAUACUCCAAAAAUGAGUACCAUUCUACAAAGGAAUGCAUUUCUAUGCAAGCAAUAUUUUCACUCAUUACAAUUUGGAAUGUUUCCCUACAUAUUUAAAUUAUUAGGCCCCCUGAAAAACAAAGCAUUUUUACUCACAUUAUAUUCAUCGCCAUGGUGAUCUCUCCAUGACCUCCGCUGAGAUCUUCAGUGACCAGUGGGGGACUACUAUACAUGUGUGCAAUUGCAGCAGGACCAACCUACAAUGGCUGUGUGACUGCUGCUAGAGGUGGACUUAUGUAGCAAUGUAAACACAGGCUUUUUUUGGAAGAGGCAGUCUUUUCAUACAAAAAAUACAUUAAACAAUAGUGGUUCUGGUGCUUAAAGGGUUCCUUUAAGGUAAAAAUAGAGAUGUGACCAGAACAGAUUUAGAAAAUGUCUCUAAACCAGCUUUGUUUUCAUAAAAUUUUAAAUUCAGAUUUGAACUUGAAAUGUGGGACUUUUGCUGGAAGCCCUUUCAUAUAAUGAUUCAGAAUACAAACAAGCCUUCCUUGUGUGGUUCUGUUUUACUGAGAUAUCUGUAAUUUUCCUCAUGCAAAGGUCAUUUCUGUGAUGCGCAACUAAAUAUAGCAAACAUAAAAUAUGAUCAUUAGUCCAAACCUUAUAUAAAAAAAACAAAAAACACCCAAUAACACCACCAGUGGAAAUUUGUAUGGAGGUGUGUGCAUAUACCCUUUUCCACACUAAAAUUGUAGAUAAACACUCUACAAGUCUUUGUAGAAUCAUCAAAACAUACAAAAUAUCUACAAAUAAAAAACACAUAUAGUGUAGUAAACACAUCUUUAAUAUAUAUUGCACUUACAAGGUAAAAAUCAAAUGUGAUCAUAUCCUUGAAUAAUGGACCUCCAGGUGAGCUCAAGCAUCCAGAAACUCCAGGGCAUAACAAAAAUCAGAAUCAAAAACAAAUAGAAAUUAAACUAAGACUUAAGUCAAAUUGAAAUAUAAAUUCUAAGCAUAAAGCUUAGAUAAUUCACCUGGAAGGUGCAAUUCUAAAAUCUUUUUAACUCUGUCUGUAUAUGGAACUUUCUGUUAAUUAAAAAUAUUCAAUGAGCAUCAAUCUGUAUACACUUAAAUUGAAUUGAAUACAUUUAAUAACCUUUGAAAAUAAAAAAAAAAUGUCAAAUGCAACUGUAUUUUUAAUACAAAACAAUGUAAACAUUUUACACAUUGAAAUUUGCACAAACAUGAAAUAGAAAUGUUUUUUGCUUUUUCUAAUCUUUAGUAGAACCUUUUGUAUCUUAUCCAGAACCUCAAGCUAUCUACAGGAGGUAUGCAUCAAGAAUGUUAUAUAGAAAACAUAAAGACUUUAAUUUAUAUUAUCCAUUGCUUAUCUGUUUUAUUUUGUCUUCAAAAUAUAAAAAUAUAAAGAUUUUUAAGGUAAACUAUUUUAUUUAAAGACACUUUUCUGUGACUCUUCUUAAAGUUACUUUUCUAUUUGGGUGGAUGCCCUAUUUAUAAUGCAAUUCAGAAACAGAAGACUUAAGAUAUAAUCACUUUUCUAUACUGUUUAUACCAGUUAUUUACUCUUCCUAUGCUUCAUUUAAUUGUACAACAUUUAUGGCACAUACAUUACAACAGUAAUACACCAAAACGUCUAUCUUACCCAUACUACUCCGAACAUCCAUCAAGCAUUACCAAAUCCACUUUAAAAAAAAAAAAAAAACUUUGCUUCAAUCUCUAUAUGUUAUUUUUUUUGUUGUUUUUGCUUUUAUUUUUGGGUAAAGGAAUGGUCUUUUAGAUAUUGAGUGUAUAUUUUCAUCCAUUGUGGAACUUAUUCAAUUUGUAAAUCAACACAAAAUGCAAUUUAUCUUUUUUUUUAUUUCAUUUUAAAAUGUAUAAUUUGCAAGUUACAUCUAUGUCAAACAGAUACAUAUACUAAAUUGAAACUGAAUCUUGCUCAAAAUUAUAAUUAUAUUUCUAGAAUGUAUGUGAAAAUGAAACCACAACAAGUUUUAUAAAUAAAAAGGGACAUUCCGUCUUUUAUUUACUGCAUUUCGUCUGUUAAAAAAAAAAAAAAAAGAAUGAAUAAACCAAUAUGAUUAAGAAACUUAUUUUGGGGAGCAUUGUGUGUUGAAUGUGAACGAAUAUUAAUAUUAAAUAGUCAGGUUUCUUAUACCAAACACACCCUGUUGUGAUUUAUACUUCCUGAAAUAAACAAAUUACAAGCCGUUGAUACAAUUGUGAUAUAAAACAGAUAAGUAAAUGUUUUAGUUAUAACAUUUUACUCCCUGUAAUGCUGAGUUUUUAUAAAACAUUUUCAAUAUAAAAUAUAUGGAAAUUAUAUUUAAGAACGAGAGCAAUAUUAAAAAAGAAAGCAAUAGCACCAAAUCUGCGAGUAUGAAAUGUUUUUGUAUUUUAUUUGAAAUAUAUCAUGGAAGAGAAGUCAACUUUCUGCCAAAACUAAUUUUCCAUUUAGUAGAUUUCACUAAUUCUAAAACAAUUAAAGUAAUUGUACAUAAUUGUUAAAACAUUAGGUAGCAAUUAGUAACAAGGACGUGUGUGUAUAUAACAACAUUUGGCUUUUGAUCCUAACCAGGUCUUUAAAUAUCAAAUGCGCUCCAUUGUAACCCAAAAGUACAAAUAUAAAUAUGUAUGUGACAUACUUUGAGCUAGAAACACCUAGUGUUAGAAAUGUGUUUAUUCCUAGUUUGGUUCUUCAACAUAACACAAAUGCAAAUGUGCUUGAGUUAAUGAUCAAAAGAAAUUAUCCACUGAUGUAGCUUACAACACUAUUCAUACAUAUCAGCAAGUAUCUCAAAGGUAAUUGCACUGUAUCCAUACAGUUUUGAGUAUCAUACUUAGCUAACCCACUUAGUUAUAUAUGUAUAGGAGUAGGCAACCUUUGGCAGCCCCAUAUGCUUUGUCAGCAUUAUGUCUGUCUAUUUCAUACAUCUAUGAACCUUUUAUGUUAGUUGAGAAAAUAACAUAAAUGUAAAGUGCCUUAGUGGAUAUAUGAUUAAAAAUAGAUUGUUAGGUUUUUUUUUUUUACCAUGUGUUUACAUUUUCAUAAAUUAAAUAACUUAUUCAAUUAAAUUUAAUUCAACACAGAACAUUUAACUAAUGUAAUGUGAUAUUAGAUUUUAUAGAUGAUCUCUUCAUGGACAUACUUUAAAACUAUUUUAGGAAAAGUUCUAUAUUUUUAAAGAUUACAAAAAAUAUACAAACCGUUGGUUAGUUUGAAAUAAGACAGAUUUGUUGAAGUUUCACAACAAAGUAGUAAAGUAUAAAAGCUGGUCUCGUUUUAAGUCAAAUUCUGUCAAAAUAUUUUCCCUUUUGGAGAUUUCAUUAUUCAUAAAACAGUUUAAAAAAUAUCUUCAAUUUCUGAAUUAUUAUUUCUAAAUUUUAUUAAAAAAUUUUUCCAUGUGCAUUUAAUGAGUUAGCCACUCUCUCACUUAAUUGUAUAACAUUUCAUGAAAGUACAGUAAGAAAACACAUCUUUUAAUGUGACUAGAAUAUUUUUCUAUUGAACUCAAAUUCAUAAAUAUAGUGUUUGAAUUAAACUACAAAAGGCUGUAUAAAUAAAAAUAAAUCUGAUUUUGUUAUAUUUAUUCUGCUUACUAUUUCUAAAUAAACCUAGAUCAUGGAGAAUGUUGAGGAUCAAAGUGUGUUGAGUUAACACAAAUAAGUAUUUGUGUUCUUGAUUCCAUUCAGAUCUUGCAAUAUCAAAUACACCCUAUUGUAACCGAAAUGUAAAAUUUGGAAGUAAAGGGCACAUGAGUAUCGAACUAGGUGUCACUAAAUGAAAGUGUGUUGAAUUCUAAUACAUAUUAGUCAGAUACUUCAACAUAAAGCACACUCAAUUGUUCCUCAAAAAAUAAAUAUAAAAAUAUAAAAUUUUAACAGCAGUUGUGCAUGUGAUCAAAAUAAAUCAUCUAAAUUGAAACACUUACAUAACUUUUUCAAAAUAAAAAUGAGUAAAUAUCUUAAAUACAAAGUACUGAAUGAAGGGCUAAUGGGACGUUAAUUUAAUAAAUAAAUGUAAAAAUGAGGACAUAUUCAUUUUAAAAAUGUUGCCACUAUUGUGUUAGCUUUUAAAUCUGUCAUUUACAGUACUUGGUGUUCAUUAUAUAAUAACCAAUAAAUUGAAAAUAAGUGUGAACAUUAUAUAAAGGAAUUAAACAAUUCACUGUCCAUACUGUUGUACGUAUGUUAAAUCUAAAUAAAAUAUACAAGAUCAAAAUUGACUUUAAAUGGUUAAUAGAUCAUAAAAAAUAGUCAAGCUAUUAAAUCUUACAUGCCACAUGAAAUCCUGGUUUAUGGAAGUUUCACCUUAAAAGCAAUGGUAAAAUUGGUUGGGUAUUUUUUAUAUAUAUAUAAAAAAACUAAAUAUUUGAAGAGAAUUUCAAAUAUUAGAAUUGUAUUUUAUACUUCACAGAUAUUGUAAAACAUGCAAUAGACCUUGAUAGUACUGGUUUUGACCAUAGUUUCAAUUACAAGAGUUUACAGAGAUGUGAGCUUUAGAACCUCUACAUUAAUAUACUUUGAAAUGCAAAAUCUGUUUGCAUAACUGAAUAUGAGGGACAUGAAAGAAGAGUAUUCAAAUAAAAAAAUCAUAUAUUGUUCCUAUUUUGGUUCACACUUACCUAUUAUGUAAAUGGCUAUCCAGCUGAGAUAAAAGGAGAUCAAAAAGCAUAGGUGUUUAGAUAUGUUUAUUGAGGCUAACUUUGAUCCCCAAAACACACCUUGGAAAUUUCAGAUGUUCGCAGAAUAGAUAAAAUAGUUCAAUGCAGUGGAACUCCUUAUUCCACUGAGACUCUGGAGCAGCCUGCCAUGGAUAUUGGUAUUGAUGUUGAGUUGGACCAAAUCCUGACAACUGUUCUCUCCCUAGAAGAAGACUAUCCUUUGCCACAGAAUGAAUACAAUAAAAAUUGCUUGACUACUGUUCUCAGGGAUUUACAUGAUAUUUUUCCAUCAGUGCAAAAUCGAAUGCCACUUUUAUACGCGGGGAUUCUAGAACAGAAUCAUGUGGAUCCCUGCUCAUUUUCAGGAAUCCCAAAUAAAACAUACAAAACUUUGGAUCCUAGGAACCCAGAUGAUCUUAUUAACAAUUCACAAGGAACAUACAAGGGCAACAAAAGUAAGUUAAUAUAAUUAGCUACAUAUAUAUAUAUAUAUAUAUAUAUAUAUAUAUAUAUGUUUUAUGAAUUAUACAUUUAUUUUAGUGUUUAUAUAUCCUUUGUGUUUUGUAGGAGGGUUAUAAAAAUAAAACUUGUGUGUGUGUUUGUAUAUAUAUGCCUAGAAAAAUAAUUAUUCAGUUUUAGUUUGUAAUAUAUUAACAUUAUUAAUUUGAUGGCUACUUUAAUGCGUUAACAUGGAUUGAUCAGUUAGCAGGUUAGUUCCUGAAAAAUAAAGUUUUGCUUGGACAGUCUGUGUUUUAAAACCAAUGAUUCUAAGCAAUUCAUGUAUUUUAUUUGCUUAUUCUAUUCAGGGACAUUUCAUUCAGAAGAGACAGAAGGAUGUAAAAGACUGAGGCCGUUGUCAAAUAAGUAUCAUUCAGGCCCCUGUACUAGCAAAAUCGUGAAAAGCAUACAAUUCAGCAACGGGCAGACCAUAUGCUUACUGAAUCAGUUUAAACUGGAUCCCUAUCCAGACUUCGUAAAAAGAUGUCAAAUUGCAAAUCUAGCCGGAAUCCCUGAACCAAUGAUACAGGUAAAAAGUUUAUUAAAGUGUCAUUUUAUAUGUUUAUAUUUUUCCUAAAUUGUCUGUUACUUUAUAACUAGUCAAUGUUCAGAGCAUAUCAAUUAUAUACAACUCCUUCCUUCCAAUCCACACACAUACAAAUCUUAAAGGGAUACUUUAGUGCCAGGACAACAGAACUGUAUUCCUGGCACUAUCACUUCCCCUGCCUCCCCACUCCCUCACACCCAGUUGAAUAAAGGGUUAAAAACGCUUUAUACACUUACCUGAUCCCUGCGCCAAUGUCCCUCGGUGCUGAGUCAAAGCAUGCAGAAUAUGAUUUUGUCAGCAAAGCCCCUCUUACCUUCCCAUUUUUUUUUUUAAUAUUCAGGUAACUUAAUUUACAUUUCUGGGCUCAUCCUCUCUAACUCUGUCGGUUUAAAUUCUUAGAAGGGUUAUUCAGUAAAGGGCAACUUGUUGGGAGUUCUGUUUAUUUGACUACUAGACUUAUUCUAAGUUAAAGGGACACUAACGCUUUAAAGUAAUAAAGCUUUAAGCUCAAAGCACUUCAGCAGGUUUAAAUGCUGUUUAGAGUGUGCCCUCCUUUUUCAUUUUACAUAGAGUACAGAUUUUCAUAGAAAUUGGCAAUUGUAUUAAUAAACCUUGCUAUACUACCCUGGCUGUCAAACUGUACUGCUACUGAACUCAGUGAUUCUAAUCUCAAGAGAGUACCAUGAGUUCCAUGGGAAUGUUUGUCAUAGGACAGCCACAGUGUUUCAAAGUUUACACUAAAAUAGCCAUAACUGGAGACAAUUUUCUUUCCGUGCCUUAUUUUUUUAGUUAUACAAAGACUCAAUUCAAAAUUCUAAAUGUUUUCUUAUGGACAAAUGUCUUACUACAGAUGGUUUAAGCAUUACCAUAGUAAGAUUAUUUUUGUAAGGGUUAAAGUGUGCCAUAUACCUACUGAAUUAUUAUAUUACAUGUACUAAAAUAUGUAAUUAUUUACAGGUCUGGUUUCAAAAUAGAAGAGCAAGACAUUUCAAGUAACGCAAGAACUACUGAAGCAACCUUCAACAUUCACAUUUUUUUAUUUUUUACUUCGCAAACACUUAUGACAUCUGCUUUAUCAGUAAUUAACAAUUGUAACAUAUCAUAGUAUUUAACAAUACAUUUUCCACUGUCCACUUCUAAUUUCAAGUUAAAGGGAAAGUAUAGUGUCAGAAAAAAAAAACUUGUUUUCCUGGCACUAUAACUUCCCCCUUUGUCAAGGCCCACCCCAGUGGUGCAGAAGGGGUAAUAACCCCUUCUGUCACAAUUGGGUCCAGCGCCGAUGUACCUCGGCACUGGCUCAGCUCGCAUUAGGACCUCCCCAUAGGAAUGCAUUAAUAAAUGCUUUCAUAUGGGGAUUCUGGUGACGCUGGAAGUCCUCAUGCGUUGCGUGAGGACGUCCAACGUCGUUUAGAGGAGGACUUAACCCUAGCAUGUCAUUUUUGCAGUUUAUAAAAAUUGAAAUAAUUACAUGCUCGGGGUUAAGGGUGAUGGGAUGCUGCACCCAGACCACAAUGAGCUGAAGUGUUCUGGGUGCCUUCAGUAUCCCUUUAAGUUACUUAUAUAGGUAACCAAUCAGAGUACUGUGACAGGUAAAUGUAGAGAAUUUACCUGUCAGAGCACUCUGAUUGGUUGGCUUGAAAUCCACCAAUCAGAGUGCUCUGUGUCAUUUUACACAGUGUGGGAAAGUUCUUUGGAAUUUUCCCACACUGUGUAAAAUGACACAGAGUACUCUGAUUGGUUAGUUUGAAAUCCAGCCUUUUUUGGAGCUGAAAAAAGAAGAUUUUAGAAGAAAGAAGACAUCAAAUGGUAAGUUUUAUUUAUUUUUUUACAGGUACUUAGCUAAUGGUCCCUCAUUAUUUUUAGGGUGAGGGGGGUAGGUAGGGGUAAUUUUAUUGGGGAGAGGGGGGGUGACUAGGGGUUUGGGGACUCCUAGUCACUUGGGGAGGAUUUUUAUUUAUGGCCCCCCUCCCACCGCUCAGGAGUAGGGGCCAGGGGGGAGGACAGUAGGUCCCCCCUUAUUGGUAUUUAGGGCCCACACCCGCUGUUCAGGGGUGGGGGCUGGGGGGGCAAUAGGUCCCCCUUUAGUUUAAAAGCCCCCACUCGCACGUCGCGGGUGGGGGCUAAGGAGGGGGGAAUUUUAUUUAUUUUUGUUAAAUCGCUGAACACCGAACUCCAACCCAAACAUACAGUGAUAUGUCCGUGGUCCAAAAAACUUUUCAGUUCGGGUUCGCUCAACUCUACAUAUCAGAAUCAAUAUUAAGUCCAUACUUCUCAAUUAGUGUACCAAAAAGCACUGUCUCCUCCUCUAGGGUGAUUAGGCUAAUGAAUAUUUUGAUGGAUGAGAUAUCCCACACCUUGAAGGAGUUAAUAACUGGGCAUCCUGUUCAUAGAUUUGCUCUAUGUUCCCUUGGCACCCACAUGUAGAAUUGUGGUAAGUCUGCUCCAGUCAUUAGAGAUUUCAGUUUCACCCACUUUCUAGUUUCUUGGGGAAUGACCCAUGAUUAUUUGAAGGCUAAAUAAUACAAAUGGAGUUGCGGCAUACCCAAACUCUUUACUAGUUUCAAUCUAUAAAGCACAUUACUGGCUAUAUAGCAAUGUCUAUUCUGCCAAAUAUAAUUGUUUUUCACUUUAUGAAGUGUUGCUAGCUCUUUUUUGGUAAUCGUGAUAGUAAACGAUUGCAGUAGAAAAAGGAUUCUCAGAAGUAUAUUCAGUUUUACUGUUCAGAUCAUUCCCACCAAUGAGAUCGGUUUAUGUGUCAAUUUCUCCAUAUCCUACAUAAGGGUAUGAAACAUUGGGGUAUAAUUUAUUUGGAAUAGUUUUGUGGGGUUUGUGAUAAGUUAAAUUCCUAGGUAUUUGAAGGAAUCUUGUGUUAUAUGAAUAUUGUAUGUAGAUCUAACUAGUGCUGUGUCUGCAGCCGAGAGAUUUAAUGGGAGAACACUUAAUUUAUCUAGAUCUACUUUGUAUUCUGCUAUAACUUCAAAUUAUUAUAAGUGUGUGUUUAAAUGUUGCAUAGCCAUGAUCAGGUUGUCAAUAUGAGCAAGACAUCUGCAUAUUUAGAAACCACAACCUUGCCCCCAUUUCUCUACCCCCCUCUAAUGUUGGGGUGUUCUCCAAUGGCAUGUAGCAAAGGCUCUAGAAAGAAAACAAAUAGUAAAGGUGACAGUGGGCACCCCCUGCCUGGUUCCACAGCUCAAUGUAAAAGCAUUUGGCUUUGCCCCUCUAAUCUUACUCUGUGCUUGUACAUUAGUGUGUAUAUGAGGUAUAGCCUGUUUAUUUCAGGAAGUAUAAUAUAAUUUAUACAAUUUUAGAUAUAAAACAGAUAAGUUUUUUUGUUAUACAAACGUACUCACUGAAAUGAUGUUUUUACAGUACAUUUUCAAUAUAAAAUAUUGUAAUUUAGAAUUAGAGCAAUAUUAAAAAAGAAAGCAAUAGCACCCAAUCUGCCAGUAUGUAACGUGUUUUUGUAUUUCAUUUGAAAAGUACGUCUCAUUUUAAGUCAACUUUCUGCCAAAACAACUUUUCCAUUUAGUAGAUUUCAUUCAUUCUAAAGCAAUUCAAUAAUAAAAGGCUGAAGUAAUUUAAUAUAUAUAUUAAUUAAACAUAUCAAUCUCUCUGUGCACUUUUAAUAGCAUUAAGUCACACUUAAAAGUUAGAUUUAAAAAAAACUUCCAUAAACUAUUAUAUGCUUUUAUAUACAUUUUAUUAGUUGGAAGGAAACAGCAUUGCUUAUCAAUAUCAUGACACCUCUUUUCUUUUUCUUAUAUGUGCUGUGGUAGCCUAUUGGAGGAGAAUUUUGGUGGUUUGAGGUCUGAAAAUUAGUUUCUUGAUAGAAGGCUAUAUGGGCUUUGUGGUUUUUCGCUUCCUGUAGGGCCAUACAACAUUUGUGAGGGAAGUUGAGUCCCUUAGCGUUUGACAAAAUAUUUAGUGUCAUUUGUGUUUGGUAAUGCGGGCGCUAAAUGUGUGCUGUAGGCGAAGUUUAUCACUGCCAAGGAAGUGUGGCGUAGUAUGCCCCUUGGUUUCUAGUUGAGGUGUGGUGUUUUUAUACAACGGGGGUGUAUAGAGUUGGGCCCGCACUAAGUGCCAAUGAAUUUUACUUUGUACUUGUGAGAUUUGCGUUGAUGUGUCCUGGUGGCAUCAUGUCGCCUUGGGAGGGAGGGGCAACUGGGGUGUAACAAACUAUAUACAAAGGAAAGGUCUUCAACUUGAGACCUAAUUGUCCUAGUAUUUGUUGGGCAUCGAAGCCCUCUUGUGGGGUGGAGAGUCCCUUUUCCUUAGGGAGAGGUCUACCGUCUUAGGAAUUGUGUUGAUUUCGGUGUGGCUUUUUGAUGUGGGCUAGUGUAUGUAUGAGUCAUUCCAGGAUAUUGUUAAUACCCUCUUUUUUUUUUCUUGCACAGCCUAUGGUUCCUGUUGGGUUCGAUCGUGCUCCUGAACCAUAAGCUGUGUAUGUAUAUAUUGUGUCUGAAAACAAUGUAGUGUGUAACAAAAAUGGAAACAUAUUGCUGUUCUUACUAAAGCCUAAUAAAAGUCUGAGAGCGCUAGUGAACUUAUUUUCCAGAUGAGGGCUAGUGUUGGGUGUUGCUCCCAACUUUUGACUGAAAACAAGGGUAGCAGGAGGAGAGAGGCGCUUCACAUGACCUUAAUGUACCUGUUAUUCUCAUUUUGGUUUGAUUUCGGUAAGUUUUCAAUUGUCCAAUAAUGGCAGCGAUGUCUAUCAAUUAUGUCUCGCCAGUGAGUAUGGUUUUUUUACGGGUAUUUAAAGUCAGUGAGUAGGACUACAUUUGGUCUUAAGUCGUGGCCGUUGGUAGGCAUAGUUUCGUGAUAUGUCGGGUCAAGUGGUGGUGGUAUAUGUCCCAUAUCGGGCUUCUAUAUGUUAGUGUGUAGAUAGUCAUUUAGCUAUCUGAUGUUUCUAUCCUCAUAAUAUUGUAUUGGGAAUUUCCCUUGUACUGAUCAGUAUCUAUUCAGUAUUAAUUAGGGGGUAUUAUAACAUAAACUUGCAUAUAACUUUUAAUUAUAAAAAAAAAAAAGAGAGCAAAUGUUCAAAACCGUGUGGGUCAAAAGUUCACCACUUUUGCGUUCCACUGUUUUGAUCAUAGUGUAUACGCAGGUUUAAUAUGGGCCCAGAAGACCCUGUUUGGGGAAGUCACUUAUCUGUAGCUUGCGUUUCCCAGUCGGGGGCCACUUUCAUUGUUACUGCUGCUGGCGAUCUUGCAUUGUCCGUUGUGUCUAUCAUCGGUAAGUUCCAUUCCGCCAGGGCAUUUUUUCCAUCUUCCGGGUUGAGAAGAUGCUUUUCGAUGCCGUUUCUUCUAAUUAUAAGACGUGUUGGGAAACCCCACUUGUAGGGUAUGUCUGCCGCUCUCAGAGCUUUGGUUAUAGGUAUAAAGCUUCUUCGUGCAUUGAGCGUGGUUGCGGAGAGAUCGGUAUACAGCUGGAUUUUGCUAUAUGCCUCUGGCAGGUUAUGAUGUUUCCUAGAGGCAGACAUUAUAGCUUCCUUAGUAGUAUAGCAGUGGAUUCUUGUUAUGGUGUCUCUUGGUGAUGAUGUUGGGAGAUGUCUGGGUCUUGGUAGUCUGUGAGUUCUGUCUAGUAGCAAUGCUGAGUCUGGAAGAUCAGGUACCAGAAGAUGGAAAAGUGUUGUGAUAUUUUCCCAGGUAGUUGGGGCCGACAUCUUCCAGGAUUCCGCAUUGGCGUACGUUAUUUCGCCGGUCUCUAUCCUCGUGGUCGGCAAGUUUAGUGACAAUGGAGGAUAGUUUGGCUUCUAUAUUUUCAUAGGCUGUAGCCACAUUGUUAUGUGCAGUAAUGAGCUCUUCAGUUUUGUUUUCAAGAUAAUCCGUUCUGUCUCCCAGCGCUUUAACAUCUGCUCUUAUUUCUCUAGCCAAUUUGGCAAAGUCUGCCUGUAAGGAUGUCUGUAGGCCAUUCAGCAUUUUUUGUAUUGCUGAUUCAGUGGCUGGAAUUUCUCUAUUUGAGAUGGAGGUGAAAUCACUCCUGUCGGAGUUUGAAACUGGUGAGCCUGUUCAGUCGGUGUCAUCUUGUGUGCGGCGUGGUGGCGAGGCCAUAACUGCAACCUGCAGUGAAGGUGUUUCUCUCGCCUUUUUUUUUGUGGAGCGUUGUGCCAUAGCGUCCCGACAGUAUCCUGAUGUGGUUGGCCAGCAGGCUAUGGGUAGCCUUCUCUAUAAACGCUAUUAUAAUCGCUGUUUUAGGGUACUCUCUCCCACGUCCAUCCUCAUGAGCAGUCAGGCCACGCCCCUGCUUUUAUAUACAUUUUAAGUAAAUACCUUCAUGUCAAUGUGCAUACAUCUAUUUUUUUAAAUGGUUUAAUUGAAUGUGUUUUGUUUUUUGUACUUAUGAUUUCAUAAAUUAUAAUUUAAUUCAGCAAAAGCACACUUCCCAUAUUUUGAUAUCAUCUAUUCUGUGCAUCGUCUUUUCAUACAAAUACUACUAUAAAAAAAAAUAAAAGUUUUGAACAUAAAACAUGUUUUAAAGUUGAAAAUGUAAUUGUAGAAGGGAAAGAUAAUCCAUCUUUACUGGCAUAUUUUCUGUUUUGAUCACAGAUUCCAAACUGAAACUGUAUCUUGCUCAAAAGUAUUAAUAUAUUUAGAGACUUUAAUUAAAAAUUAAGCCAUAACAGGUUGUAUAAAUAAAAAUGGGGAAUCCAGUCUUUAUAACAUUUCUUCGGAAAAAAAAAAAAAAAGAAUCUCUCACUACCUUUGAUUCUCUAAACACUUUUCCCCCAUCACCUAUGCUUAUUCAAAGUGUGUUGCAUUUUAGCACAAACAUUGACAUUUGGCCUUUGAUCCUAGCCAGGUCUUUCAACACCAAAUACCCAAGAGUACAAAUAUAAAAAUGUAUAUUUAAUUAUUGAAUAAAUGCUAGUUUUUGGAGCUUGCAUCUUAAUUGCAAAACUUUGGUUCUUUAAUCUUAGUUUGAACUAGAAACACCUAGUGUUAAACACAGAUUUGUCAUAUAAUAUACAAAGUACGGAGAGAAUACUUAAUAUAAUAAUAGCCAAUUAAUAGGGUGCUAUUCCUUAAAGGCACUCCCUCAAAUACCAAAACAGUCAAUAGUAAAUAACAAAGAAUGCACACUAUAUAGCAUAUAGAAUCUAUAUCUAUAUUUAUUACAUAACAUAUACAUAUACAUCACAAAUAACAAUCACUGACUCACUAGGCAAUUAAUAUCCAAAAAUCAAUAUUUACCACAUUCCACAAUCCUAAAUGGGCAGAAACACGAGUCAAAAAAAACAAAAAACAAAGUUUCGGCUCCCCCUGGUAGCCUUUAUCAAGGGUAUCUAUAUCAAAACACUCACCCUGAAACCCCUUAUAUACAUAUAUGCAUGUACUUACAGCUGAUGGCCAUCAGUAAUAAUGUGACUAAGCGAGACCGGAAGUGACAUCAUCACUUCCGACCACGGUCCCAUUCACAAAAUACAAAAAUAUACAUAACUCGCCCACUGCCAUAUCCGCGCAUAUUAGUAAAUAAAAUUAACAAAACCAGAAUAAUGGUUAAUAAAAAUGAAUAGGCAGAGCUAACCUCUACCCUAAAAGAAAAAAUAGUCGCUUUAUCAUGGAAAUCCUCCGUACUAGUAGCUCGUCUUGCGAAAAAACUACGGAUACCCAAACGGUCCAAACCACUACAUAUUCCAACCGUGUCGAAACCCGCGCAUGCGCAAGAAAGGGCGAACGCCAAUCCAAUCACAUACAGCAUAUAAAUUUUAAAUAAACAGUAGUGAAGAGAUAACAAUAAAACCUAUACCAAAUGGCCAAUAUAGGAUCUAUCUACAAGGGGUCAUUCAAAAUGAGUGAGAAAGAAUGCAGUAUAGGGACAAUUAUUUCCCAACUAAUACUAAUUGGUAGUGAAACACCUCCACCACUAAUAAAAGAAAACCACAACACCAAAAAGUGUGCAAAAAUAUACACCAUCUCAUUUAUUUGUAUGAUCUACUAUAUUGUAUAUCCUUAAGCUUAAAUAGCACAAAAUAAUCAUACAUAUUUUUUAUAUUUUUAACCAUGACACACUAGACUGUAUGAUCUUCGACCAAAAAAGGAUGAAUUGAUCACACACAUAAAUUCAAAAAUUACCUCUCCAAUAUAUUUCAUAUUAAGCAAUACAAAUUACAUAUAUUCAGUAACAUAAUAUAACAUAUUAGCAAAUUACAUAGAUACCAACUAAACAAAAUACAUGUAUAGGUUCGUAAGGACUCCAUUGAUUGCAACCAUGUUAAAAAAAAUCACAUUUUUUUCAGAGCUUAAUGCAGGCUAAAUUUCUUCUUUGCCAACGAUUAUACAUAAGGUGAUCCAAUUCCAAUUGUGAUGAAUUCCGAUUCCAUCCUUAAGUCCGAUUACUGCCAUCAAUCCAUGCGUCCACUAUAUCAAAUAUUCAAAUGGAUAUCAAUAUGAGAUCUAAACAAAAUAAACAAUAAUUAAAAACAAUACUAAUGAUAUAAACACUAUACAGGCAGGGUGAAUGAACCAACUUCACAAUGUGAAUCUACAAAGACGGAGAGAGAGGUCACGUUCCUCAUUAGGGAACAAAACCUGUAACUCAUAAAUCCAAUACAGUUCACGUUGUUUCAAUAACAUUUCUCUCGAACCACCUCUUCUCAAGGGUUUCACUACCUCCAAAAUCAAAUACCUCAACUGUGAAACAGUAUGCCGCAUUUCUAAAAAGUGCCGGGCCACUGGGUAUUGAAUCUUACCAGUUCGAAUACUACUCUUAUGCUCCCUAAUCCUAGUGGUGAACUUCCUCGUAGUCUCACCAACAUAGGCCAAGCCACAGGGGCAUUUCAACAUGUACACUACAAAUUCCAUUUGACAAUUACAAUAAUCUCUAAUAGAAUAUUUCUUCCCUGUCCUGGGAUGAAAAAAGGAAUCCCACAAGAUCACACCAUUACAGUUCACACAGUUUCUGCAUCUAUACAUACCAACAGGCAUCUUAAGCCAGGAUUCCUUAAUCCCAGUCAUUUCUUGGACAUCCACAUUGCGCAUUAGAUGAUCUCGAAGAUUUUUGUGUCUUUUAAAAGAGAACAAAGGUUUUUCAUUAAAACAAGUCCUUAUUUUAGGAUCAGACUGUAGUAUUUUCCAAUGCUGGUUCACAAUGUGCUUAAUUUCCCUGGAGUGUUCCGAGUAGGUUGUUACACAUGGAAUCCUAAUAUUCUUAUCCUUGACUUUUUUAACCAAUAGCUGUUCCCUAGGCAACAGUUUAGCCUUAUUCUUUCAAUUAAUCAAAGCAUUCAUCUCGUAACCCCUUGAAGCGAACACCUUCACUAAUUCUUCUGCACGUCUAUCGUAGUCAUUAUCUCGUGACACUAUCCACCUUGUUCUAAUAAAUUGCCCAUAGGGUAGUUGUUGCAAAAAAUGUGAUGGAUGAAAGCUGCUAGCAUGCAGGUAUGACGCCGGAUCAGUGGGUUUCUGAUAGAGAUCAAACCUCAAUUGCCCAUCACUUACCUCCAUAGAUACAUCCAAAAAAUGCAUUUUGUGCGCAUCAUAUUACAUAGUAAAAGAUAGUGUCCAAUCUGUUAUCCAAUCUUUCCUUAAAACAAAGCAAAUUUUCCACAGUUCCUGUCCAAAAAAAGAAAAUAUCGUUGUAACGGACCGUUUUGCACACAAGGGGUAAAAACCGCUUAGACGAUAAUCCCCCUUUUAGAGACAGGCACAGCUACUGUAGAAUCACCAAAACUCAAGAACCGCCAAUAAGUGAAUGCUCCAAACUCCCGAACGGCAUACAAGGGAAUAAGGUAGCACUUCAAAUAAACGAACAGGAACCAUACGAAUAGCUACUAGCAGACGAACAGGAAAAGCUUCCCAGCGGCUUACACUCCUGGCAAUCAGUCCUUAGCAGCAUACAGUAAAUCCCCCCAAAGACGAGACAAGGCUCCGUGUUGAGGGUCAAGCAGUGGUCUGAGGUGCUGGCACACCCAGCCUGGUUUUUAUUACAGUCUUGCAAAUACAGGACCGCCCACAGGGAGGUAUAAAACAACCAAUCACAUCACAGUUACAUCCCACAUAUUCCCUCCCCUUAUCCUGAGAGGAAACUCAAUUAUACAUACAGUUAAAACAUACUUUCUACCCAACUUUCAUAACUCUAAAACCAUACAUCACAUUCACAUAAAAUUACAUAUGCACAAUCAAUCCAUUCAGGGGAACAACAUAUUCAAAAAUGGCACAAAUCAGACAAGGGGUUCAAAAGUUAGUAAAAAGUCCUUUGUGACUAAAUGAAGCAUGGCUUUCUGGCCCAAACCAGUUUCAGAGUCUUCUAUCCUGGAGAGUAAUUCAAUUAUCUCCCAGGACAGACACAAGACUCCAUUAAGCACAUGGUUGCAAAAAGACACAAAACACUUUAAAAUACAUAAAGUCACAUUUAUUACAUAAAACACAGACAUGUAACAUAUCCCCAGAUAGCUCAGGUCCGAGCGCACAUUAUUAAGUGAAUGGCGCUCAGACCACACGAAUACAGUUUAAUCGCCAUGGAGCCAAAGUCUCUACAGUCAGUUUCAUACAAAUGGGCUCCAUGGGAUUGCUAUCUGGGGUAUAACACAUUCAAACAAAUCUACUGAACCCCAGGCAGAAAAGCACGAAUACAGCUUUUCUGCAGGCAAAAAUAAAGUCUUUUAAAAGGGGGCCAUAGUCCAAAGGCAGCAGGCGAGCAACCAGGCUUCUCCAAUGCAAUGUGGCGAGAUUGGUCUCGUCACAUCUCUCCCCUUUUCCAAACAGACUAACAGGGUAUCUGACCUCCUGCCGGUCAGUGCCCUUGUUAGUCCAGCAGCCCACCCACAAAAAUAAUCAACAGCACAGCCCACCCACAAUAAAUGGUUACUACACCUGGGUAAAGGAGAAGCUUGUCCAUGUCCAGGUGCCUCACCACGGCUGUGCUGGGUACGGGUACGCUGACUUGGUGGGUUGCUGCGUGGGCAGAGACCAGCGGCACUCUGCCCUGUUGCCAGCGCUACUGGGAGGGUAGCCUGGUGGAAGCCUGGUUGUUGGAGGGGGAGACCGACUGUCUCCCCUUUAAAUACACCGCUCUGCUGCUGCUGCUGGAGACUGACUGUCUCCCCUUUAGAUGCACAGUCCUGCUGCUGGAGACUGACUGUCUCCCCUUUAGAUGCACAGUCCUGCUGCUGGAGACCGACCGUCUCCCCUUUGGUUACCCAUCUCUGCUGCUGGAGGGGGAGACCGACUGUCUCCCCUUUGGCUAAACAGCCCUGUCGCUGGGGGGCAGGACCGACCGUCCCUACCCCCUGUGCUGGCAGUGUAGAGACUACGGUCCCAUCUGCACCGUUGUGGGGCUUACUGUCUCCCCCUGGUACAUUAAGCUGCCGCUGGGGAGAGGGGGUAACAAGCUCCUCUCCCAUACAUACUUCCAGCUGCGGGGGAGGGAGACCGACUGUCUCUGCUCCCAAUACAGAGUCCUGCUGCUGGGGAAAGGAGACUGGGCUCUCUAUUCCCGGUAGGACACUCUGCCGCUGGGGAAUGGAGACGGGGCUCCCAAUUCCCAAUGAUCUGUGCUGCCGCUGGGGAAUGGAGACUGGGCUCCCAAUUCCCAAAGCAUCAUACUGUCGCUGGGGAAUGGAGACUGGGCUCCCAAUUCCCAAAAAAUCACGCUGCCGCUGGGGAGGGAGGACACUGCUCUCCUCUCCCUGGACUUCACACUGCCUUCCCGGCAUAUCACUUGGCUGCUGGGGGGCAGGAACAACUACCUCUGCCCCUGUAACUCAGCCUGCCGCUGGGGAGGGAGGACACUACUCUCCUCUCCCUGCACUUCACACUGCCUUCCCGGCAUAUCACUCUGCUGCUGGGGGGCAGGAACAACUACCUCUGCCCCCUGUAACUCAGCCUGCCGCUGGGGAGGGAGGACGCUGCUCUCCUCUCCCUGCACUUUACGCUGCCUUCCCGGCAUAUCACUCUGCUGCUGGGGGGCAGGAACAACUACCUCUGCCCCCUGUAACUCAGCCUGCCGCUGGGGAGGGAGGAUACUGCUCUCCUCUCCCUGCACUUUACACUGCCGCUGGGGAAUGGAGACUGGGCUCCCAAUUCCCAAUAAAUCACGCGGCCGCUGGGGAAUGGAGACUGGGCUCCCAAUUCCCUGCAGGACCGGUGGAGAGACCUCGGUCCCAUCUCUACCGGCCACCUGGGGUUCUUCCCAGUAAAACUGUACCAUCUCGUCCCCUCUGAAUGGGUCUGGCUCUGGGUCUGUCAUGCUGCUCUCCCGCUGCGCCUUCUCACUGUAUUGGAACAGCUGCUGGUAGCCCUGUUCUAGCUCCAUCUCCCGGGUUACCAGGUGGACCAGGUCUUGCUCAAUUUCGUGAGUGUCGUCCCAGUCAUACCUGCUCUCCCUCCACUCCAAGAGAUCACUGAACCGGGCUUGUGUAGGGCUCCCAAAUUCGAGCUCUGAAAAUGACUCCCAUAACAAGCCAGGACCAUCAAACUCCUCUCCCUCUGGCUUGUCAUGCUCGGCUGUCCAGGGUAGGUACUGUGCCCCAUACCACCAGAGCGCCUGGUAGGCAUCUUCCAGCCAAAUCUCCUGCCAUACCCGGUGCUCCAAUUCCUUCACCCAUUCAUCCAGGGGCUGUUCUCCCAGGAAGGGCAUCCGCAGGGCUACUCGCUUCUGCAACCGCUGGUCUUCCUUGGGGAGUCUCUUGCCCCGCUGGUACUCCACAAUACCCAGUGCCUGGUACCAGAUGCCUUUACGGACUGCAUCUCGGUCAUCCAUGGCACCCUCGUCAUACUCCACUGCUGGUUCCAUGCUGGUGCUGUCAGGGUCGCUGUACUGGGACAUGCGUUGCCCUCAAAUUGUAAAAUCCAAAGAAAUGGUGUCUCCUGUAGCUGUCCUUCUGGUCUGUAGGAACGAUCCCGCCGCUUGCCACCAAUUGUAACGGACCGUUUUGCACACAAGGGGUAAAAACCGCUUAGACGAUAAUCCCCCUUUUAGAGACAGGCACAGCUACUGUAGAAUCACCAAAACUCACGAACCGCCAAUAAGUGAAUGCUCCAAACUCCCGAACGGCAUACAAGGGAAUAAGGUAGCACUUCAAAUAAACGAACAGGAACCAUACGAAUAGCUGCUAGCAGACGAACAGGAAAAGCUUCCCAGCGGCUUACACUCCUGGCAAUCAGUCCUUAGCAGCAUACAGUAAAUCCCCCCAAAGACGAGACAAGGCUCCGUGUUGAGGGUCAAGCAGUGGUCUGAGGUGCUGGCACACCCAGCCUGGUUUUUAUUACAGUCUUGCAAAUACAGGACCGCCCACAGGGAGGUAUAAAACAACCAAUCACAUCACAGUUACAUCCCACAUAUUCCCUCCCCUUAUCCUGAGAGGAAACUCAAUUAUACAUACAGUUAAAACAUACUUUCUACCCAACUUUCAUAACUCUAAAACCAUACAUCACAUUCACAUAAAAUUACAUAUGCACAAUCAAUCCAUUCAGGGGAACAACAUAUUCAAAAAUGGCACAAAUCAGACAAGGGGUUCAAAAGUUAGUAAAAAGUCCUUUGUGACUAAAUGAAGCAUGGCUUUCUGGCCCAAACCAGUUUCAGAGUCUUCUAUCCUGGAGAUAAGUAAUUCAAUUAUCUCCCAGGACAGACACAAGACUCCAUUAAGCACAUGGUUGCAAAAAGACACAAAACACUUUAAAAUACAUAAAGUCACAUUUAUUACAUAAAACACAGACAUGUAACAUAUCCCCAGAUAGCUCAGGUCUGAGCGCACAUUAUUAAGUGAAUGGCGCUCAGACCACACGAAUACAGUUUAAUCGCCAUGGAGCCAAAGUCUCUACAGUCAGUUUCAUACAAAUGGGCUCCAUGGGAUUGCUAUCUGGGGUAUAACACAUUCAAACAAAUCUACUGAACCCCAGGCAGAAAAGCACGAAUACAGCUUUUCUGCAGGCAAAAAUAAAGUCUUUUAAAAGGGGGCCAUAGUCCAAAGGCAGCAGGCGAGCAACCAGGCUUCUCCAAUGCAAUGUGGCGAGAUUGGUCUCGUCACAAUCGUCUAUAUAGCGCACCCAGGUGAAUACAAACUGUACAAAGAGUGGAUCAGAAUACACAAAUUCUUCUUCAAACGCUGCCAUAAAUAGAUUGGCAUAUGUAGGGGCCACAUUAGACCCCAUCGCAGUGCACUGUAUCUGUAAGUAAAACUUGCCUCCAAAUGUAAAAUAGUUCUUAUGAAGUACCAGCGCUAAUAAUUCCAACAAGAAAUCUUUAUAUGCCUCACUCAUAUCUAGUGUUUGCAUAGCUGCAAACACUGCUUCAAUACCCUCCUCAUGUGGUAUAGACGUAUAAAGACUAUUAAUAUCCAUAGUGCACAAAAGCGCACCUUCAGGAAUAACGCUAACACGCUCCAAUUUCUUAAUGAAAUCUGUUGUAUCCUGUACGAAUGAACGCAUGUUACAAACCAGAGGUUGCAAGUGUAUGUCGACAAAUUUUGAUAGUGGCUGUAAUACUGAUCCACACCCUGAUAGUAUAGGACGACCUGGUGGGUGCCUCAAAUUUUUGUGUAUCUUAGGGAGCAGAUAGAUAAAUGGGAUUUUCGGGUAAUCAGUAUUCAAAAAAUUAAAGUCCCUUUUCUCAAUCAAUCAAUUUAUUUUCCAAAGCAAUCCCGGUUAUUACCUUGAUUUUCUCUUUCAACUCACCGGUAGGGUCUUGCUCCAAAAUCCUAUAAUGACGAUCACUAGUCAAUUGGCGAUCAUUUUCUGCAACAUAUUCACUGGUAUCCAUCACUACUAGUGCUCCUCCCUAAUCCGCUGGCCUUAUUGAAAUAGUAGUAUAAUUUUUCAAUCCCAUAAGUGUAGUAUACUCUUGUCCACUUAAAUUCAAAUUCCCUUUCCUUUUCCAAUUGAUUUUGUCUAUAUCCAUCUGACACAAUUUGAUAAAUGUCUCCACAAUGGGAUUGAUUGAAGGGGGGAGAAACAUACUUUUAGGCUUACAUUUUUGUCUAUCAAAUUUGGAAGAUUCGGCCAUUAUAACCCCUUCCUGAGCUGCAGGGGUAUCCUGUAAAUGAAAGAAACUUUUUAAAUGUAUAGUCUGAAAAAAAGUUCCAUCUCUAUAUCCAUGGAGAGUUUAUCACCACCAAAAGUAGGUACGAACCCAAAUCCUUUCUCCAAAAGACUCACAUGGGCCAGAGAUAAUACUUUACUGGAGAUAUUCACUACCAGUGUUUCCGCUGGUGACUCAUGCGCCCUGGAUACCUCCUCUUGGGAUCGAUCGCAGUUGGAGUCGACCUGUUCGUAUCUCCUUGUCCUCUUGCCAAGUCUCCUCUUGGAGGUUCUCCUAAAAAAGCAUUCUUUCCAGGUCCGGAUUCCCCAGACGAAACUUCUGAGUCCAACACACUAGUAUCAGAAUUGUCCUUAUUACGCCUUUGAAAAUAACGUACAGGACGUGAAUUCCGCCAAGUAUAUACUUUAUCCUCCAAAUAAUCCAUGGUAUCCCUCCGAAAUGUAUCCAAUUUUCUUUCUAGAAUUUCUUCCCUAUAUUUCGGUAAAUUAACUGAUAUAGUGGCAAGUUUCCCUUCCACUAUUGUUUUAUCCUCCACCUCUACCAAUUUUUUCUUAUUAUCAGAUAAUAUUCUUUCAAUCUCAGACAGCUCCUGCUGUAAACCUUCUACUGUGAGCGUUAUAAGAUCCAAACUACAUUUAUUCAUUAUUUUAUACCAAUUCUUACAAUACUCCUUAUUAGACUUACAAAAACUAGGUCUAAUAUUCAAUCUUAAUCCCCGUGGAAUCCUUAUCACUCUUAAAUACUCAACCAGAGUCUCAGAAUGUAACGGAUAGUUAAUCAAUUUCUUCUCAAGAUACUCAACCCGCCUAUAUAAUGACGUCUGAUCAGUCACAAACACACUCUCCUGUAGCAAUAAUAGCAUCCACCUCUGCCUGUGUAUAGACCCGUGUUUCUGCCCUUUUGUCACUAAUGCCACCAAUGUCAGCAAAAGACAUUAUCUCUCAACAUACACAAGGGACUCAAUAGUCAUAUAAUAUACAAAGUACGGAGAGAAUACUUAAUAUAAUAAUAGCCUAAAUGGGCAGAAACGAGUCCAAAACCCCCCCCAAUGUUUUGGCUCCCUCUGGUAGCCUUUAUCAAGGGUAUCUAUAUCAAAACACUCACCCUGAAACCCCUUAUAUACAUAUAUGCAUGUACUUACAGCUGAUGGCCAUCAGUAAUAAUGUGACUAACCGAGACCGGAAGUGACGUCAUCACUUCCGACCACGGUCCCAUUCACAAAAUACAAAAAUAUACAUAACUCCUAAUACUUGUCUCACGAUCAUAUUGGUAAUCACUCCAUGAGGGUUCCUCCAUAUAUCAUGACUAAACCAUGAACUAUUGCGAAUAGAUUAUUAAAAAUAAAUUCUUAACCAUAAAUUCAUGCCUAUACGCAUGCGCAAUAGCCACUCGCCCCUUCGCCAUAUUAUUUAAUGGCAAUCUGUCCACUGCCAUAUCCGCGCAAAUUAGUAAAUAAAAUUAACAAAACCAGAAUAAUGGUUAAUAAAAAUGAAAAGGAAAAAUAGUCGCUUUAUCAUGGAAAUCCUCCGUACUAGUAGCUCGUCUUGCGAAAAACUACGGAUACCCAAACGGUCCAAACCACUACAUAUCCCAACCGCGUCGAAACCCGCGCAUGCGCAAGAAAGGGCGAACGCCAAUCCAAUCACAUACAGCAUAUAAAUUUUAAAUAAAUACAGUAGUAAAGAGAUAACAAUAAAACCUAUACCAAAUAUAGGAUCUAUCAUUCACAGAAAACACAUAUUUGUAACAUAAAACAUGCCUCCUUGUUAUUUUAAAGAACCAAAAUACAAAUCCAUUUGCAUUAUAUUCGUAAUCAAAAUGAAUUUUCCAUUAAUGUAGCAUGAAACACCAUUUAUAUACCUCUGAAAUAAUAAUAAGAAAUCCCAUUUUAUCCAUAUUGGUUUGAGCAUCAAGCUUAGCUAAUUCACUUAAAUGUUAGCUUGUACACUCCAGAUGCUUUACCAGCAUUACGGCUGUAUACUGCAUACAUCUAUCAACUUUUUUUGUUAUUUAAGAAAUUAACAUUGAAAUUGAAUGAAGACGUAAUUAGAAAUUCACACAACAUAAUUUAACUACUUUAAUGACAUAAUAGAUUUUAGAUGUGAUCUCCUAAUGGGCAUACUUUAAAACUGUAUACUUUUUGUAAUCUUUCAAAAGUAAAAUUUUUCAACAAAUUUGUGGUAUUCCAAACUAAUCAACUCUAUUUUAGGAAGUAGAACAAAAUAGCAAUGAAACAAAAAAGCAGGUCUCAAUUUAGUAAUCUUUCUGUCCAAUUAUUUUGGAGGUUUCAUUACUCAUAAACCAGUUUAGAAACAGUUCAGAAAUGGAAGACUGAAUAUUUUAUCAAAAACUUAUUAAAUAAAAGGAAAUUCCCCACAUGCACCAAUAAGCCACUAUGUCUCACUUAAUUAUUUCAUGAAUGUACUGUAAGAAAACACAUCUUUCAAUGUGACUAGAAUAUUUUUACAUUGAACUAAAAAUAAAAUAAAAACCCUGACAGUAUGCUUAAAAAUCAAAAAUAUAUUUUGUCAAUCAAAAAUGCUUAAUAAAAUCAGAAGAUUUUUUUUAUUUAUAAUCACAUGUAUUUUGCUUAUUAUUUCUAAAUAAACAGAUUAUGGAAAAAUGUGCUUUAACCCCUUAAGGACACAUGACAUGUGUGACAUGUCAUGAUUCCCUUUUAUUCCUGAAGUUUGGUCCUUAAUGGGUUAAGGACCAAACUUCUGGAAUAAAAGGGAAUCAUGACAUGUCACACAUGUCAUGUGUCCUUAAGGGAUUGGUGUUUCUAGAUAAAAGUAUGUUAAAUUAUAAUACAUACUAGUCAGAUACUGUAAAGCACACCCAAAUGUUCCUCAAAGAACAAAUAUAAAGUUACAAGUUUUAACCGCAAUUUUGUUUGUGAUAAAAAAUAAAUCAUCCAAAUGACAACUAUAGAACUUCUUUAAAUACCUUAAACUUGAUAAGAGGAUGAAUGGAACAAUAAUUUCAAAAUAAAUGUAAAUAUAAACAAAAAUGAGAGACAAUUUGUUAGGUUUUGUUUUUAACCCCUUAAGACCGAAGGGCAUACUAUUAUGCCCUAUUUUAGGUGGCUCUAAACUUUCUGUACUUACCCGGUCGCCAGCGAUCGCGGUUGGGGGGACUCCCAGGGAGCCCCCCGCGGCACGUCCGACCCCCUGGCAGCCCCCCCCGGCCAUGUGAGAGUGAGGUCCUUGUGAGGACCUCAUAAUCUCAUGGCCGAGAUAGCUGCCUCCUGCAUUGCCAGCAAUGCAAUGUAAUGACAGGUGGUCCCCUUGCUGGCUGGAAAUAAAAAUAAAAAAAGUUACAUAAGUGUAAAAAAAAAUAAAUAUAUAUAUAUAUAUAUAUAUACUUAGAUCAUUAUAUAUAUAUAUAUAUAUAUAUAUAUAUAUACACACACACACACACACACACAUACACAUAUACAUACACACAUGUACACUGUAUAGGUGUAUUUUACUAUUAAUAUAUAAUUAUAUAUAUAUAUAUAUAUAUAUUAAUAUCAAAUUACACGUAGACUGAUACUGAUUAAAUAUAUAUAUAAUUAUUGUUAUAUAUAUAUUUUUAUAUAUAAUAAAAAAUAUGUAAAUACGUUAAAAAAUAAAAUAAAAAAUAAUUAAAAAAUAUAUAGAUGUGUUAUUUCAUUCUAACUGUAUUGUGAUAAUAUAUAUAUAUUUAUAUCAAAAUACACGUAGAAUGAAAUAAUAUAUAUAAAUAUCUAUAUACAUAUAUACGUAUAUAUCACUAUAUAUAUACCUAUAUAUAAAUAAAAAUAUUUUUAAAAAAUUAUAUAUAUAUAUAUAUAUAUAUACAUAAAUAUAUAUACAUACACACAUAUAUAUUAACAUACGUAUAUAUAUAUAUAUAUAUAUAUAUAUAUAUACAUAUAUUAAUUCUACAUAUAUAUUUAUGUAAUAGUUUUACAUAAUUGGGUAUUUUAAUUAAUUACAAUUAGCGGGACCUGCCUGACAACCCAUGCCGAAAGUAAAGGGAAUUUAAUUUGCUAGCACUAUAUUUAACCCUAUAACUUUCCAAGACACCAUAAAACCUGUACAUGGGGGGUACUGUUCUACUCGGUGGACUUCGCUGAAUACAAAUAUUAGUGUUUCAAAAUAGUAAAAUGUAUUACAACGAUGAUAUCGCCAUUAAAAGUGAAGUUUUUUGCAUUUUUCAUACACAAACAGCACUUACACGGAUGAUAUGAUUGCUGCGAUACUUUUUACUGUUUUGAAACACAAAUAUUUGUGUUCAGCGAAGUCUCCCGAGUACAACAGUACCCCUCAUGUACAGGUUUUGUGGUGUUUUCAAAAGUUACAGCGUCAAAUAUAAGGCUUGUGUUUCAUUUUUUUAACAUUAAAAUUUGCCAGAUUGGGUACGUUGCCUUUGAGAGCGUAUGGUAGCCCAGGAAUGAGAAUUACCCCCAUGAUGGCAUACCAUUUGUAAAAGAAGACAACCCAAAUUAUUGCAAAUGGGGUAUGUCCAGUCUUUUUUAGUAGCCACUUAGUCACAAACACUGGCCAAAAUUAGCAUUCAAUUUAGUUUUUUACUUUUUUCACACACAAACAAAUAUGAAUGCUAACUUUGGCCAGUGUUUUCGACUAAGUGGCUAUUAAAAAAGACUGGACAUACCCCAUAUUGAAUACCCUGGGUUGUCUACUUUAAAAAAAUAUGUAAAUGUGGGUGUUAUUCAGAGAUUUAUGACAGAUAAUAGUGUUACAAUGUCACUAUUGAUAAAUUUUAAAAAUGUAUGUUUUGAAACCGCAAUAUCCUACUUGUACCUAUAGCCCUAUAACCUGCAAAAAAAGCAUGUAAACACAGGGUAUUUUUAAACUCAGGACAAAAUUUUGAAUCUAUUUAGCAGUUUUUUUUCCCAUUCGCUUUUGUAGAUGAGUAAAAUAUUUUUUUCAAUUAAAUUACAUGUGAUUAUAUAAAUAAUGGUAUGUAAAGAAAGCCCCUUUUGUCCUGAAAAAAAACAAUAUAUAAUUUGUAUGGGAACAGUAAAUGAGAGAGCGGAAAAUUACAGCUAAACACAACUACCACAAAAGUGUAAAAAGAGGCCUGGUCGCAAAUGUACAACAUCGCAAAAACAGUCCAGUCCUUAAGGGGUUAAUAUAUGAAAAACAAAAUAAAUAAGAACUUCAAAUAAGAGAAUUGCAUUUUGUACCUCAUAGGUUUUGUAAAAUAUGCAAUAGACCUUAUAGCACUGUUUUUGGCUAUAGUUUCAAUUUAAUAAGAUUUUAAGAGUUCUAAACCUCCCAUCUCUUUAAACUCUACGAAUAUUAAUGUAUCUCUUUUUGCAUAAUUGAAAAUGAGUGACAUGAAAGAAAAUGACAGUUGACUAAAAAGUAAAUAGGUUCACACUGACAUCUUAUGCAAAUAGAUAUCCAGAGAUCAAAGAAGAUCAAAAAGCAUAGGUUCACAUGUCUUCAUUGAGGCUAGCUUUGAUCCCCAAAACACACCUUGUAAAUUUGCCAAAGAGAUAAAAUAGUUCAAGACAAUGGAACUACCAGGGGUAGUCAACCUGGUCUCUACCGCCCACUAGUGGGCAGUUUGGGAUUUCAGGUGGGCUGUGAUGGGUUCUACAAAUGUAUCUCUUUUUGCAUAAUUGAAUGGUAUGUCAUGAUUUAGAAAAACUAGACAGAGAAGAAACCCAGAGGGGUAAUAAAUAUAAUAUGAGCAAGGAGGAAGUGGCCAGCAUAACCAAACUACAAAAAAUGGAUAAUAUAAUCAUAAAAGAAGCAGACAAGGGUGGAGCCAUAGUAAUUAUGACUAAAGAAUAUUAUGUAAAUGAAGCCUUUAACAUUUUGGGGGAGAGAAAUACAUAUAUUAAACUCACUGAGGAUCCAACUAAAAGGUUUAAUAUUAUUCUUAAAUCCUUUUUAAACCAAGCAUACGAGAAAGGUAUUAUUUCCAGAGAUAAUAAGGAAUAUUUAUUUAAUAAUUUUCCCGUAAUUCCAAUAUUCUAUUUUUUGCCCAAACUACAUAAGAAUCCAGUAACACCACCCGGAAGACCUAUUAUUAGCGGUAUUAAUUCUAUAUCCGCUCAUUUAUCAGCGUUUGUAGAUCAUAACCUUCAGAAAUACGCUCAGGAAGCACCCUCUUAUUUAAAGGAUACAUCGCAUAUCUUAAAAAUAAUGGAAGAUAUCACUUGGAAAAAAGAUUUUAUUUGGGUGACUAUAGAUGUUGCCUCAUUAUACACAAUUAUCAAACAUAAUAAAGGUUUAAAUGCAGUGGAAAGAUUUAUGGUGGAGGAUGAAAAUGUUUCAGUAGACCUUCGUGAAUUUAUACUUAAGAGCAUUCACUUUAUUUUGAAGCAUAAUUACUUCUUCUUUGAUGAUUCUUUUUAUCUCCAAAUUACCGGAACAGCAAUGGGGACCAGGUUCGCCCCCAGCUAUGCCAACAUAUACAUGCGCGAUUGGGAAUCCAAUCACGUAUGGAGGGGGCAUGGCUGGGCUGCGAACCUGGUCCUAUGGAAACGUUUUAUCGAUGAUGUAAUAAUGAUUUAGCAGGGUUCAUGAGAAGAACUACAACUUUUCCUUAAUUACAUAAGUCUAAAUGAUUAUGGAUUAAAAUUCACUUAUGAGAUAGAGGUCAAAACAAUUAAUUUUUUGGAUAUAUGUUUUUUUGUAGAAGAUCAAACUAUUCAGUCCAAAUGUUAUUUUAAAAAAACAGAAGGAAACAGCUAUAUACAUAGGAAAAGCUGCCAUCAGGAAAAAUGGUUGAAGUCUAUCCCAAGAGGGCAAUUUAUGAGAGUAAGGCGAAAUUGUUCUAAAGAUCUAGAUUAUCAGGAACAGGCCAAACAUCUAAAAAAUAAAUUUAUAUCAAAAAAAUAUGAACCAAUAUUGGCGAGAUAGGAAGAAGCUAAUGACAUCUAAACCAAAAAAGGCCAUUAAAAAUAAUUACCAGUACUCAUUUGUUACACAAUAUAACAUCAACCAUUGGAGAAUAAGAAAGAUUCUAAAUAGACAUUGGGAUAUUUUACGCAAAGAUCCAAUAUUGGGAAAAAUAUUACCAGAAAAGGCACCAAUUAUUUUUAGAAAAACAAAAAAUCGAAAGAAUGUACUGGCCCCAAGUUAUGCUUUAAAGGUUCAGCGAAAAAAGAAUGAAACAAAUCAAAAGAGUUUCAAUCCGUGUAACUCAUGCAAAGCUUGUAAGAAUCAAAGAUUUAUAAAGAAAAAGGAAUUUAAUAAUACAGUUACAAAAGAAAAAUUCAAAAUGAAAUCCAACAUAAAUUGUAACACUAAAAAUGUAAUGUACAUGUUACAAUGCCCAUGCGGGAAACAGUAUGUAGGCAGAACGUGCAGGAAAUUAAAAGAAAGAAUAUUAGAACAUCAGAAUAAUAUCCGAAAAAAAUCAACCAAACAUAUUGUUCCAAUCUAUUGUAACAACUGCAGCAGGUUCAGCUGGUCAGAUUUUUCCUUCAUGGGCAUUGAACAUGUUGAACCCUAUUGGAGAGGGGGCAAUCUUGCCAAGAGACUCUCACAGAGAGAGACUUUUUGGAUUAAUAAAUUAAAAACUUUGCAGCCUUAUGGGUUAAAUUUAGAUAUAGAUUUGUGGAGCUUUUUUGAAGAAUAAAAAAAUCUUUUUGUGUAUCUUCUUUUCUAUACCUCUUUCUGUAGAUAUUGUAAAUAUUGCAUUUUUUUCUAUGGCUAAUAAGAUUACAAUAGGAUCUCUUAAGUAGAUCCAGGUUGCUAACUCUAUUUACAAAAAUUAAUAUACAUUUCAAAUUUGAUAUUAAAAAAAAAAAACUUUUAGGGUUUAAUAAAUUUAAAAAAUUGAAUUUAUAAUAAGCAAAUUGCUCAGAAUCUUUAAAUUAAUGAAUGGCAUUUUUUUGAAGUUGGAAGAAAUUGUGGAGGCAAGUUGUAAAAAACUGCCUCCCUCUCCCUUAUAUGAAAAUCAAAUAAACACACAAUAUGAUUUAUAAUGUUAUAACUAUAUAGAGUGGAGAAAGUAUUGCUUCUAAUAUAGUUCUUGCAAAAACCACUCACAUGGUUUAAAAAAAAAAAAAAAAAGCAAUGGGAAGAAUGCAAUAUACAUUUGGGUAUUGCACCUCUGUUCACUUUCUGAAUAUUUGUGCUCUUGAAAGAAAAUUGUAAUUUUAUAUAUAUUUUUAUAUAUAAUAUUUUGUAUAUAAUUUUUUAUAUGUAUUUUUUCAUAUAUAUUUUUUGUAUUCAUUAUUUUUUUAUAUGUAUGCACUUUAUUAAUAUAGGUAAUGAGAAUGAUGAUAAUUCAUUUUUAUCUUUAAGUAUUACAUUUGUUUGAUGCAGAGUGAAAUAUUUACUACCCCUUCCUCUUAUUCCCUGUUUCCACCAAACUAUAAUUAUAUGCCUGGCUGAGAUCGAGCAGUGAGCAAUAAGACAGAAACCCUCAACUAACUUCCGGGUUUCGGCAAAGGAACGCAUGCUGGAAUGCACGGGUCAUCGGACGCCGGACGUGAUGACGUCAUAAUACCGGAAAAUCAGUCCGGAGCACAGAAAAGAAACACCUGCAAAAGAUCACGCAUUAUGUGGACACUGAAGGGAAAACACCUGCAAAAGAUCACUCAUUAUGUGGACACUGAAGGGAUAUAUAAGAACUGGGGAGGGAGGGAAAUUUUUAUUGUUCAUUGUUUAUUUGUACCUGUUGAUCACACACCAUACAAGUCCCUGAGGAAGUCCUAUUUGGUUGGAUGAAACGCGUAGGACCCCUGGUGGUGACAGAGGGACUACACUGAUGAUUUUAUAUUUUGAUGUAAGUUAUUAAAUAUUUUUUUGUACUUCACUCUGAAUGUGCAUCUUAUAUUCUUUUAUAUACUUUUCUUUCCUGAGCACAUACAUGCCAAUAUAUCUAUGGAGAUUUUAACCCAGACAGAGGAUUUGGAAUUCCUAUUUUGAAAAAGAAAAUAUUCAAGGCUUGCAAACUUCAGCAAAAGCGUAAGUGGCCAUUUGUGAAUAUAACUUCUACAAUUUGUCAUCAUACACUGUUAUACGCUAUGUUGUUUUAUUUAUGAUUGGUUCAGCAGAUCAUCCCCCUUUUUUUGCUUAAAAUGAAUGUCACUACUGGACCACCAGGGCUUGAAGCACCAUGUGCCCCCUCCCUGGUAAAAGGUAAGAAGAAAUGAGGGGGAGACAUUAAGAUAGAUUUUCACAUCUCACCCACCUACACACAGUAUAGACCCUAUGCACCCCUCACCUCUCUCACACACACACACACAGACUGCCCCUUCACACACACACACACAUCACCUCUAACAUACUCUGCACUCCUCACAAACACCCACACUACCCCCCCCACAUACAUAUGCUUCAUCACUUACACUCUCUAUACCCCUCACACACUGCCAUCCACACAUAAAUGUAAGUAUAUAUUUAAAAAAUAAAAUAACCUCCUUUCUAAAAGAAAAAAAUUUGCGCUAUAAAAUUUGUUUCUCCAGCACUUGUGGGCCGUAAGGAAAUUUUACCAUCAGCAAAGAUACAAAAGUGGGUGGUAGGUAUUAAAAGGUUGACUACCCCUGCUCUAGAGACUCUGGAGCAGCUGUCAUGGAUAUUGAUAUCCCAAUUUAUGAAAGUUUAUCAAAUUUUCACCUUUUAACAAUGGUAAAAUUGGUUAUGGAUUUUAUAUAUAUGAAAAUUAAAAUAAAUAAGAACUUUAAAUAUUAGAAUUGCAUUUUGUACCUCACAGAUAUUGUAAAACAUGCAAUAGACCUUCAUAGUACUAGUUUUUGACCAUGGUUUCAAUUGAAAGAGUUUAAAAAGAUGUGAGAUUUAGAUCUCUUUACAUUUCAAAGUAUAUAAUAUUAUAAUCAUUAUUGCAUAACUGAAAAAGAGUCACAUGAAGGAAGUUGACAGUUGGCUAAAAAGAGUAUUCAAAUAAAAAAUGAUAUAGUGUUGCUAUUUUGGUUCACACUUACCUAUUAUGUAAAUGGCUAUCCAGCUGAGAUCAAAGAAGAUCAAAAAGCAUAGGUGUUCACAUAUCUUCAUUGAGGCUAGCUUUGAUCCCCAAAAACACACCUUGGACAUUUGCCAAAGAGAUAAAAUAGUUCAAGCAGCUGUCAUGGAUAUUGAUAUCCCAAUUUAUGAAAGUUUAUCAAGUUUUUACCUUUCAACAGUGGUAAAAUUGGUAAGGAUAUAUAUUUUUAUUUAUUAAUAUGAAAAUUAAAAUAAAUAAGAACUUUAAGUAUUAGAAUUGCAUUUUGAACCUUACAGAUAUUGUAAAACAUGCAAUUAGACCUUUAUAUUACUGGUUUUUGACCACAGUUUCAAUUGAAAGUUCGAAAUGUAAAGAGUUCUAAAUCUCACAUCUCUCUAAACUCUUUCAAUUGAAACUGUGGUAAAAGACCAGUACUAUGAAGGUCUAUAGCAUGUUUUUCAGUAUCUGUGAGAUACAAAAUGCAAUUCUAAUAUUUAAAGUUCUUAUUUAUUUUAAUUUUCAUAUAUAUAAAAAAAAAUCCUUACCAAUUUUACCACUGAUGAAAGGUACAAAUUUGAUAAACUUUCAUAAAUUGGGAUAUCAAUAUCCAUGACAGCUGCUCCAGAGGAAUGAAGAGUUCCACUGUCUUGAACUAGUUAUCUCUUUGGCAAAUUUCCAAGGUGUGUUUUUGGGGAUCAAAGCUAGCCUCAAUGAAGAUAUGUGAACACCUAUGCUUUUUUGAUCUCCUUUGAUCUCAGCUGGAUAGCCAUUUACAUAAUAGGUAAGUGUGAACCAAAAUAGGAACACUAUAUCAUUUUUUAUUUGAAUACUCUUUUUAGCCAACUGUCAACUUCCUUCAUGUGACUCUUUUUCAGUUAUGCAAUAAUGAUUAUAUUAUUAUAUACUUUGAAAUGUAAAGAGUUCUAAAUCUUACAUCUCUUUAAAGAGUCACACGAAGGAAGUUGACAAUUGGCUAAAAAGAGUAUUCAAAUAAAAAAUGAUAUAGUGUUCCUAUUUUGAUUCAUACUUACCUAUUAUGUAAAUGGAUAUCCAGCUGAGAUCAAAGGAGAUCAAAAAGCAAAGGUGUUUACAUAUGUUCAUUGAGGCUAGCUUUGAUCCCCAAAACACACCUUGGACAUUUCAGUCAUUUGCAGAAUGUAUAAAAUGGUUGAAGGCAGUGGACCUCUUCAUUCCACUAGAGACUCUGGAGCAGCCUGUCAUGGAUAUUGAUGUUGAGCUGAACCAAAUCCUGACAACUGUUCUCUCCCUAGAAGAAGACUAUCCUUUGCCACAGAAUGAAUACAAAAAUGAUGGCUUCACUUGUAUUCUUGGGGAAUUACCAGAUAUUUUUCAAUCAGUGCAAAGUCGACUACCUCCUUUCUACUCAGGGCUUCUACAACAGAAUCAUGUGGAUCCCUGCUCAUUAUUGAGAAUCUCACAUGAGACUAAGACAAACCAAACUCUGGAUCCUAAGAACCCAGAUGAUUAUAUAAACAAAUCGCAAGGGACAUACAAGGGCAUCAAAAGUAAGUUAAUACAAUUGGCUAUAUAUAAUAUACAUAACAAAUUAUAAAAAUAUUUUAGUGUUUAUAAAUUCUUUGGUAGGAGGGUUAGAAAAAUAAAAAUUUAUUUAUGUGUGUCUGGAAAAAUAAUUAUUCAGUUUAAGUUUGUAAUUUAUUAACCUUAUUAAUUUGAUGGGUACUUUGAAGCAUUAAAAUAUAAUUUGUUUAUUGUAUAAACAACUUAAUUUUUUUUAAUUCCUGAAUUAAAAUGUAAAGUUUUAGAUUUUUUUUCCUUUAGGAAAUUGUUUAAAACCAAACACAUAUUUAAAUCCCUCAACUAUAUAAAUAUAUAUUUUUAAAAAAGUUUUGAAAUUGUCAAGUAUUUUAAAUUUCAUAUCUCAGUUUGAAAAAUAACGGCAUUACUUCUAUGUCAAACAACUUGUUAUAGCUCAGUGUUUGUUAGUUCUGGAAACCUGUUUUGCUUAGACCAUCUGUGUCUUCUAACCUAAUAAUUCUAUGCAAUUAUAGAUUUAUUUUAUUUGCUUCAUCUAUUCAGGGCCAUUUCAUGCAGAGCAGACAGAAGGAUGUAAAAGACAGAGGUGCAUGAAUGAUAUUUAUUUGCCAACGGCUUCAAACAGCAGAACGGUGAAAAGAACACAGUUCAGCAUGGAACAGACUGAAUACUUGCUAAAUCAGUUUGAACUGGAUCCUUAUCCAGACUUUGUAAAAAGAUGUCGAAUUGCAAAUCUAGCCGGAAUCCCUGAACCAAGGAUACAGGUAAUAAGUUAAUUUAAGUGUAAUUUUAUAUUUGCCUACAUUGUUUGUUACUUUAUAUCUAGUCACAGUUUAAAACAUGCAAAUUAUAUUCAACUCCUUCCCUUCCAAUCACAUACAUACACAUCUUAAAGGGAUACUAUAGUGCCAGGAAUACAAAACUGUAUUCCUGGCACUAUCGCUUCCCCUGCCCAGGUGAAUAAAGGGUUAAAAACACAUUAUUUGCUUACCUGAUCCCAGCGCUGAUGUCCCUCAUUGCUGGGUCAAAGCUCUGCCUCCUCCGACAGUCCCACGACAAGCAGGGUCUAAUGAGCAUGCACGGCAAAUGCCGCACGUGCAUUAGACCUCCCCAUAGGACACUUUUCUAUGGGGAAUAAUCUGACGCUGGAGGUUUUCAUGCAGAGCAAUUCAAUUCAGUAGACAGCCGCCGUGGGCAGACUUAGAGCUGCAAUGUAAACAAUGCAGAUGCUCAAGUACUGCAAUAUUUUACAUUGCAGCACUUAGUGCAAAAGGGACAGUGCACACAGACCACUUCAAUGAGAUGAAGUGGUCUGGGUGCCUACAGUGUCCCUUUAAAACACAUGCAAAAUUAGAUUUGUCUACAAAGCCCCACUUACCCCUCCCCCCCAACAUUUGUUUUUACAAUUCACAUAGAUCCCAGGAAGGGAGAUUCAUUAAUUUGCCCAUCUUUUUAGCUGUAUCUCUGAAAAUGGCCUCUAACUCCCAUUCUACAGGAGUGUUAGACCACUAGACCAAUACUAAGUUUAACCUGCAGAGUGAGAGUGUGUGAAUUCCGAACAAACACAAGAGUUAUUUAAUAAAGGGCAAGUUGUUGGGUAUUAAAAAUUAAAGUGACACUCCAGCAAAUUUAACCUGCUCACGUGCUCUGUGUUUAGAGUGUCACCUCUUAUUAAAAUUUUACAAAAAGCAGAUUCCAAUAGAAAUUUCAACUUUUAUUAAAUCGUGCUACACCACACUGGCUGUGAGACAGUAUGUCCUGUUACUUUAUUCAAGAGGCAGGAAUCUGUCAAAGCACCUACCUUGCAAAGACCUCUCAUUGAGUAGCAUGGGAAUGUCUGUAAUAAGACAGCCAUAGAAAGUCUGGGCUGGGUCAGAGCAGAGCUUGCACAGAAAUUUGUAGCUCUUGCAUAAUGUUUUUAGAUAUACUUCCAAUUAACAAAAAUCAUAAUUAAAUACAUAAUGGUUUCAUUGGGGAUAUAAUGUAUCUACUAAACAGGAUUUUUUUGUUUUAUUAUAUUGGGCAGUGAAGUGUCUGUUCAAAGUGAAUUUCAAAGUUAAUACUAAAAUAGUUUUAGUUGGAAAUAGCUAAUUUUUCUUUUUAGACCUUUUUGUGGUAUAAAAGACGCUGAAUUCAGAACGCACAAUACAAAAGAAUGUUUUCUUAUAGACAGACUUGUUUGUCCCGUAGGUUCUAAUCUGCUAUGGAUGUUUUAAGCAUUACAAUAGUAAAGUUGUUUUGGUAAUGAUUACAAAAAAAUAUGCCAUAUACCGAAUUAUUAUAUAAAAUGUGCUAAAACUUGUCAUUUUUUACAGGUUUGGUUUCAAAAUAGAAGAGCAAGACAUCUCAUGGAACCAAGAACUACUAGAAGCAACCUUGAAAGUCAUUGA
Molecule: messenger RNA, 63661 nt
Organism: Pelobates cultripes (western spadefoot toad)
Lineage: Eukaryota; Metazoa; Chordata; Amphibia; Anura; Pelobatidae
Source: the annotation of a GenBank genome assembly